AGUACACUGUCACUCAGUCUGUCAGGUUACACAUCGAGUACACUGUCACUCAGUCUGUCUGGUUACACAGCAAGUACACUGUCACACAGUCUGUCAGGUUACACAGCGAGUACACUGUCACACAGUCUCAGUAAUUCUCUGUCUAUUUUUCAGGAAGGUAUGCUGUGCCUCUGAGGGUUUCCAAAUUGAUGUCUGGUAGGUGCGACCUACUCACAGACCUUUCCAACCAGACGUAAUAUGAGUAAUUUAAUGCCUGUUGGUUUUUGCAGGGUGACUUUCUGGGGGUCCACUCUCCCUUCUCACUGUUUUGCAGGUUAUUGUGAUGGCACAUGUUAGCCCUGAACUGGAAAACAUGGAAGUUCACACCCCCCCAAAUAAUAACAACAGGUGGGAUCCUACAGAGCACCCAUGGGAUGAACCUGUCGCGACAGGAAAACUGUUUGAAUGCUCCCGGAUAAAAGCAUUGGCAGGUAGAUCAUCUCAUUAUAAACACAGGGGUAUGUUGGGCAGAUAUAGUGAUAUAGAAAGGGUAGUAGAUACCUGAAAUAGCCUACCAGUGGGAGCAAUAAGGCUAACAGUGAUUUAGAAAGGGUAGUAGAUACCUGGAAUAGCCUUCCAGUGGGAGCAGUAACAGUGAUAUAGAAAGGGUAGUAGAUACUUGGAUUAGCCUUCCAGCGGAAGCAGUAAAGGAUAACCGUGAUAUGGAAAGGGUAGUAGAUACCUGGAAUGGCCUUCCAGUAGCAGCAGUAAAGGCUAAUAGUGAUACAGAAAGAUUCCAAGAAUAGCCUGGAAUAGUGUUUAGUAUAGCCUCCAUGUAUAAUAUGUUAAGUCAUUAGACUUUAAUAGUUCAGUAAAGGGAGUGAAGCAGGAAAGACCAUAGAGACUGUCACAUGGAAACACUGUCUGACACAAUGUAUAUGGUUAAAGGAUCCUGUUAUAUACUAAAGGUAGGGAUGUACUAAACUUUAAGAACAAAACGAUUUCAUUUCAAGAAUAGAUGAAAGGAUUAUGAUGUUAGAAUCUAGUUUAAGGUAUCAGGUGUCCUUUAAGAAGAUAAUAUGAAAUGUGGGGUGUGCUCCCAGUCUCUGACUUCAUCCUUCUCUUUUUGUUUAGAUGAACGAGACGCAGUCCAAAAAAAGACCUUCACCAAGUGGAUGAAUUCUCACCUGUCCAAGGUGCCGUGCCGGGUCACUGACCUCUACAAUGACCUUCGAGAUGGGUACAUCAUCACCAAACUGCUAGAAGUGCUCUCGGGAGAGCAGCUGGUGAGAUCACAUAAAAUGCCUUGGCAAAAUGUAUGUAUUUCGAUUUGCCACAUUUAUAUAAAACUGUAAUGUUAUUAACCUCCGUAGGAUAAACUUAUAUUCGGCUGAUUAAUACACCCACUAAUUCAUGCAGAACCAGUUAUAUUAUAAUAGACCGCUUGCUUGAGGAAACUACUUGUGUGUAGGUAGCGGUUAUCGUGUGGUGUAAACCAUAACAAUCCCCCAAAUCGCUCAAUUCCCCCCCAAUAAAACUAGGAAACGUAUAUGUGGUAUAAAAAGGCCACAGCUUUAUUUAUAAAUUAACAAACAACUGUAAAUAAACCAACCAUAAAUAAUUUAGGUGUAAGUAUGCUUAUCUUCAAACUAGUCCUUGCCAACCGUACCACCAAAACUCUAGGGUACACCCCCCACCAAGGCAUCGGCCCUCGUCCAAGAUACCUGGCCUUCACUUUGGCCUUCAAACUCCACAUGCCAACCCCUGGCCACCUUUCCUGGCACGGAGGGCACGCCCAAAUACCCAAACAUUUUCCGAGGUCAGGGGAGGGACCCGACCCAGCAUCUUUCUUUUCCUGUACUCCUCUUCCCAAUAGGUUCGGCAAGGACCAUACCCGCCGGCUGUGACAAGAAAAUCAUUAAUGAUAUACAGACAAACAACACAAAACGGAAAAAGGGGAGGGAGGGAGGGGAAUAGUUACCUUGCCGUUAGAUUUAAGAUGGCUGAGGUAAAAGACAAAAUGUCACCUAUUUAUAUAACCCCACCCUACUCCUUAGCUAAAUCACACCCCCAUUUUUUCACCACACCCACCACACCCACACAUGCCUCCUAUCCGGCUAGCAUUCAGCCCGCCUCCUCUGGGCCUUGUGUGUAGGUAGCGGUUAUCGUGUGGUGUGACCCCAUUACACCCCCAAAUCCAUUCACUUCCCCCCAAUCAAAACUAGGAAACGUAUAUGUGGUAUAAAAAAGGCCACAGCUUUAUUUAUAAAUUAACAAACAUAUUUAAAUAAACCAACCAUAAAUAAUUUCCAGGUGUAAGUAUGGUUAGAUUCAAACUAGUCCUUGCCAACCGUACCACCAACCCUCUAGGGUACACACCCCACCAAGGCAUCGGCCCUCCCCCCUCGUCCAAGAUACCUGGCCUUCACCUUGGCCUUCCAAUUCCACAUGCCAACCCCUGGCCACCUUUCCUGGCACGGAGGGCACGCCCAAAUACCCAAACAUUUUCCGAGGUCAGGGGAGGGACCCGACCCAGCAUCUUUCUUUUCCUGUACUCCUCUUCCCAAUAGGUUCAGCAAGGACCAUACCCGCCACUAGCCCCCAGCUGCAUUUACGCCUAAAUCAGCGGGCGCGACCCCCAAGCAACGCCAUGGCCUGCUCCAACGCGUCCUGUAGCGCUAAAUUAAAUAAGUCCAAGCCUACAUCAGUUAGAUGGACCCCGUCCGGGCGAAAAUAGAUUGCUGCCUCGCGCUCAAAAAUACGGUGUCGCACUGUUAAGCCCCCGACGCCUAGGACAAAUUUGGAAACCCGCUUAUUAAUCUUGACCCUGCAGUGCUCAAUAGCACCCUGAUCGCGUGCGCACUUCCAAUAGUUCCUAGAAACGAUAUCCGACCAUAUUAAACAAAGUCGUGGAAAAAGCACACGCAAGCGCGCCAAAUCUCGCCUGAUGAGUUCCCCCAGCCCCCACGCAGGCAGGGACCCCAGAUCGUUCCCCCCCAGAUGCACCACCAAGAUGUCCGGGGCUCCUAAUAAAGUGGAUAACUGCACGACCUCCGGUAAUAGCUGACCCCAUCUCAUGCCCCGGAACCCGAACCACCGGACUUCCGCCAGCUCCCGAGGUAUUCCGAGCCGUGUCCCACCCGGGCGUACCAUUAUUACGUGGACAUGUGCCUCCCGAUGGGUUGUGCGAUAUCCUGUUUUUACUUCGAAUGUUUUAGUUCCUUCAUGGAAUGGGUAUAUUAGAGCGGAAUCCGGUUACGAUUCCUUGCUUCACUACCUGGAUGACUUUUUCUGUGUUGGCCCUGCGCGCUCCCCGAUAUGCGCGCACCUCCUGCAAGCAGUAGCGGAUGUUGCUUGCGAGUUCGGAGUGCCGCUGGCACCAGAAAAAACAAUUGGCCCUUCUACGUGCCUGUGCUUUCUCGGGAUCGAGAUUGAUUCCGUUGUUGGUGAAUGUCGGCUUCCAUUGGAUAAAUUGGCUGAUCUUCGGGAGGUGGUGCGAGUGGCGACCACUUUGCGAAAAAUUACGUUGCAGCGACUUCAAUCCCUAUUGGGCAAAUUGAACUUUGCCUGUCGGAUUAUGCCGAUGGGCAGGGUGUUCAACCGGCGCCUUGCUACGGCUGGGAUUUUGAAACCGUCUCACUUCGUCCGCUUGACCAAGGCGCUCAGGGAGGACUUGGCAGUAUGGGCAGUCUUUUUGGAUGGGUACAACGGUAGGUCCUACUGGCAGCAGCCCGAGGUGACGAACUCGGUGCUGCACCUGUUUACGGAUGCCGCGGGGUCUUCGGGCUUUGGGGCUAUCAUGGGAAGGCAAUGGUGUGCGGAGCCCUGGCCCGAAUCGUGGUUAACCUCUGGCCUGACCAAGAACAUGGCUUUCUUGGAACUCUUCCCCAUUGUGGUGGCUAUCCAUCUUUGGGGGCCAGAGAUCAAGAACAGGCGUGUUGUGUUCCACUGUGACAACCUGGGCGUUGUCCAGGCCAUUAAUAGGCUACCCCCCGAACCCCCCAACCCCCUCCCGAAAUCCCCGGUGGCCUGCGGCCCACUUACCGCCCUGGAAGGAGAGGUGGAUGCAGGCCCAACCUGUGCGCGCCCUGCCCGAGAUCCGGAGGGGGCAGAGCGCACAUCAGGCACCCGGCGCGCCGGCCGGGCUGGAUUAGCGGACCGGGAGCUCGCGGCCGCCCUUCUGAGGGCCCGCGAGCCGAUGGUAAGAAGUCCUGGGCGGCUGUCACCUCCCCGAGCAGCGGCCGCCAGACGGGCACUGCGCGACCGCCUCGGGGAGGAGGAGAGAGGCUGCAGAGAUGUGCCGGCCACGGCCACAUGAGAGCUGGCGCGCGUGCCGGCACUGGGGAUCCCACUCCCGUCCCUCACCCGGCCCUCUCGCGAGGGAGGAUGGCUGAUGGCAGCUCCGGCCGCGGCCGCGUGGGAACUGGCCCGCGGACCGGCAGCUGUGCUCCUGCCUCCAGCCCCCACCCAGCCUUCCUGUGAGGGGCUCGGGGAGGAGGCAGGAGAAUGCCUGGUGUCAGCGCCGGCCGCGGCCGCGUGGGAACCGGCCCGCGGACCGGCAGCUGGGCUCCUACUUCUGGCCCCCACCCGGCCCUCCUGUGAGGGGCUAUAACGGGUGGGGGGACGCGCCCGGCGGCGCGGGGCUCCAUGGCUGCCGGGAGGGGGAGCAGCUACCACAGAGGCACCCUGCAGCCUUGCCAGCUGGGCCUGCAGGUGCCUGCCACCGUCCUGGAGGGCCUCAGCCCUAAGGGCAGCAAGGAUGCCUUCAAUAUCCAUGCUCCUGGCCAUGAGGUAAGCAAAGUAACUAAGGGCUAGCACAGGGGACUAGUUACCUUGCCGUUAAAUUUAAGAUGGCUGAGGUAGCAGACAAAAUGUCACCUAUUUAUAUGACCCCACCCUACUCCUUAGCUAAAUCACACACCCAUACUUCCACCACACCCACCACACCCACACAUGCCUCCUAUCCGGCUAGCUUUCAGCCCGCCUCCUCUGGGCCUGGGUGUGCCUAGAGUCACUGUGGGGUUUGCCCUCCCUUCCUGGAGCACCCAGUGGGAAUACUCCCUAAUUCAACGUGUGCAUUACUCAAAUUAUGUACAAAACCAACGAAAAGGAACAGGGCAGUAACCAACCGAGGGUAAGGUAGGGUAAUAGCUGCUUGAUCCAAGGAGACAUGUGACUGAUAUUCUGGGGUCAAAAAGGAAUUUUUUCCUAGUUUGUUGCAAAAUUGGAAGCUCUUCAGACUGGGUUUUUUUUUUGCCUUCUUUUGGAUCAACAUCAAAAACCAAAUGUGAGGAAGGCUGAACUUGAUGGACACAAGUCUCUUUUCAGCUAUCCGUCUAUCUCCACAAAUAUAAAACUACUUACACAAAUAAAAAUGGCCAUUGUGCUGAAACUAUGAGAAUUCAAGGACAAGUUCAAAUUUAAGGCCAGAGUAGACAACAUGAAAGCAUACCUGGCUUACAGGGACACUCCAGUUCCCCAGAGGACUUCAGCUUGCUCACAAAAAAUACAGAUUUGAAUAGAAAUUGUCACUUUUCUAAAUUACCUUGUUACUCCCCCCUUCUCAUUGAGCUGCAUUGGGAAGCCUGUGAUUGGACAGAAGCAAAAAGUGUAGGCGGGUUUAGAAGGGGAGGGUUUGCAAAGGCUGCAGACAUGAGAUCUACAGCUUUUGCAAUUUGUUUUAGAUAUAGCCCAAUAAACAAAAUGCAGCACUAAAUUCAUAAAUGUUUUCAUUUGGGGUAUAUCUGCUAAACAGUGUGUAGCGGAGGCCUUAUAUUUCACAGGUUAACUCCACUAAGAUCCCAGUGAGGCUCAGGAACAAGUGAUGAAAAAUCCCAUAAAGUAAUAAUUCCAGCAAGCAAGGUAAUCCACGAAUAUCCCCAUACAGAUCCCAAUGACUGGAUGACACACAGCAUCAGGAGCAGAACUAACUUUUAUUCCACACAACCUCAUUUUAAGCAUUCUCCCAUGCAAGGGAGGGAUUCACAUUCAUUAGUACAGUAUCCAGUGGAAUAGCAGUUACCUCCCACACAGCUCCUCCCCUCAGUAUGACACUUAAUCCUAUUACACAGGUUAUAGUUUUCCCCAAGUUCUGGAUGUACCCUAAGAUCAGCAGAUACACCAAUACUUUGGGUACCCCCUGGUAGCCCUGAUCUGGGUGACCAACAUAUCCAAAAUUCACCCAGAUCAGACCAGGGGUUCGGGAGUUAGGUGGAGGGUAUAAUUUGACCGACCGCACACGAGGUGGUACCCGAAAAGGGUUCCAUGUGUUUUGGCCCUGAGGUCGGUCUCCGUUCGGGAGUUGAAAUAGAUAUAAAAAGCUGCCAUCCACGAAUACUAUUACAUUCGUAUGACUCCCCUCAUUCGUUACUUUAAACUUACUGAACGGGGGGCUGAUUCGCCUUCCCGUUCGGGAGUUACGGAGCUCUGGAGGUGUCAGCGGUGUUCGGGUAAUCGAGUGUUCGAUUUGAGUUCCAGACACUCGACAACCAAACACCGCUGAACCUUUUGUGCGUUAGAUGGCCGCAGCCACGUGUUCGUAUGCCGAAUGGCGGCCACCCAAAUACAUACAUAAAACACCUAUUAGUCUGCGGUUAGCGAGAAGUGUGCAGCUUAACGAGGGACACACUUCGCUCUGGGGUGGUCUAUUGGUUCGAUAGUUUCCAUUCGUAUGGAAUACGAAUGGAAACUACCGAACAAUUACACGAAUUCUACUUACAAUUAACUAUACAGCAGUAAUAACACACGAAUUGCAGGAUUCUCAUAGUCUUUAAGGACAGCCAUAGUACCAUCCGCCACACAGUGAUUUUAUAAAAAAUAUAUUUUGCAGUGGAAUGCCAAAUUAAAGAAUUUUCCCAGUUUGGUUAUUUUGAACAUAAAUGUAAAAUUCACUUCUAAUUCCUACUAUAGUGAAUAGCCCUGUAUAAUGCAGCACUACAUGUGAAGUAGAGGGUAAAAUACUAUAAAACAUGAUGAGGUAAUAUACGGUCUCUGGUGAAACACUGAGGGCUUAGUCGUCACCUGUUUAGCGCAACAUCCUUUUUAAUAUCUGUAUUCAUGUAUACGGGUUUUACACUAAAUAUAAUCCCCACUUCCAUCUCAAAUAUUUUCCAUCAUAAGACAUUUUACAGAAAAAGCGUUAUGGGCUCCCUUGUCUUCCCAGCGUCCCAACGCAAGGGGCAGCUUGUUAUCUCUAUUUCUUGCUACACUUGGACAUUGAUGGGGAAAAUGCAGGGAAUCCUAUGGAAUUUUCAUUUGCAUCGAAGCAGGGUCGUCAACUACAUAUUGUUUCUGUAAAAUAUUGUAAUUGCCUCACAUAUUAUUACAUUUCCCCCUUUAUGACAUUGUAAAGCUCUGUGGUAUAUGUUGGCGCUAUGUAAGUGCCAAUAAUAAAGGGGGGGGGAGGGGUACGUUUUGCUGCACACUGUCAGACCCAGUUAUUAGAACUCAGUUUCGUCUCUUUACUUUUAAGUGAAAGACUAUUUUUUGUGUCAGGCAAAGUGUUCAUUAAAGUGUUUUAUAUUACACAUAAGUGGAGAAGGCCAACAUAACUUAUUAUAUAGACUUAUCUGAACAGAAAUAGAUUUUUUUUUAUGCAGAAUGGUGUCUUAUCCAAUGUAAGUAAUAUUGUACGUGCUAUUCAGUAUUAUGGAGUUAAAGGGACACAUCAAAACAACUUUAUCUUAAUGAAGCCGUUUUGCUGUGUAGAUCAUGCCUCUGAAGUUUCACUGCUCAAUUCUCUGCCAUUUAGGAGUUAAAGGGACACUGUAGGCACACAGACCACUUGGGCUCAUUUUUUAUGGGGUUCCUGUAUUAUUUUCAUGUAAAAUAUACAUGUUAGUUUCUGUGUUUGAGAAAUAAUUGAAUUAUCCUAAUUUGGGCUUAAUUAUCUCCCAAACACAGAGGCUCUUGGGAAGAAACCCUUGUGUUCUUGAUAUGAAAAUCCUAUGCUAGGGGCCAGUGUAUAAAAGCUGUGUGUGGCAGAAUAAACUUCAGUUUUACUCCCAGAACUGUGUCUCGUCCAGUUGCUGGGGAGGAGGUGGGCUAUUUACUUGGCAAUGUCUUGUUCUUGAUUUCUACCCUUGGGGAUCCAACAGAGGAGAGUACUGGACAGGACUAGGGCUCUGCUACAAUCCCUUCAGCCCCGCAGGAGUGGGCGCGAGAGAGGGGGGCACUUUUUAAACCUAUACUGCCAGGAAAACGGCUUUGAUUUCCUAGCACUAUAGAAUCCCUUUAAAUCACUUUGUUUAUAUUUAUGCAGCGCUAGCCAAACAGAAUUUGCAGUUAAGGAAGUUGAAACAUUAGAUGACACUUUACAGGAAGUGUUUAGGAAGACUAUGUAAGUCACAUGCAGGGAGGUAUGACUUGAGCUGCAUAAGCAAACUGAUUUAACUCCCAAAUGGCAGAGAAUGGAGCGGUUAGACUGCAGGAGAAUACUCUAUAUACUAAAACCGCUUCAUUAAGAUAAAGUUGUAAUUUUUAAAACUUACUCUGACCAUUAAGGUUUAAAUAAAUGCUAAUUUGAUUGCGGAUUGGGUUUGGCCUGGUGAUAGUACAUUACUUUUUACCACUAGGUGUCAGUAUUGUACUAUCAUGUUUGAGUACAGGCCGCUGAAUGCAGUCUGAGUCUGACCGGAUGGGAUAUAUUAGUUUAUCAUUUGGCAGAAGAUUUGCAUAAUGCGGUUAGGCUUUUUGAGUUAUUUUACCCAGACCCUAGUUUAUUAAAUCUUUAAUAAACAGGAGUAUGUCAAUAAAUACCCAUAUAACCUGAAGUCUGUGUGUGUGUGUAUGUUGCUGUGUGUACAUGGUAACUGGUAGCUGUGUGUAUAUCGCAUAUUCUAGCUGUGUGUAUAUCGCAUGUUCUAGCUGUGUGUAUAUCGCAUGUUCUAGCUGUGUGUAUAUCGCAUAUUCUAGCUGUGUGUAUAUCGCAUAUUCUAGCUGUGUGUAUAUCGCAUAUUCUAGCUGUGUGUAUAUCGCAUGUUCUAGCUGUGUGUAUAUCGCAUGUUCUAGCUGUGUGUAUAUCGCAUGUUCUAGCUGUGUGUACAUGGUGACUGGUAGCUGUGUGUAUAUUUCAUGUUCUAGCUGUGUAUAUCGCAUGUUCUAGCUGUGUGUACAUGUUGACUGUUAGCUGUAUGUAUAUCGCAUGUUCUAGCUGUGUGUACAUGUUGACUGUUAGCUGUAUGUAUAUUGCAUGUUCUAGCUGUGUGUAUAUCGCAUGUUCUAGCUGUGUGUAUAUCGCAUGUUCUAGCUGUGUGUACAUGGUGACUGUUAGCUGUAUGUAUAUUGCAUGUUCUAGCUGUGUGUACAUGGUGACUGGUAGCUGUGUGUAUAUCUCAUGUUCUAGCUGUGUGUAUAUCGCAUGUUCUAGCUGUGUGUACAUGUUGACUGUUAGCUGUAUGUAUAUUGCAUGUUCUAGCUGUGUGUAUAUCGCAUGUUCUAGCUGUGUGUACAUGGUGACUGUUAGCUGUAUGUAUAUUGCAUGUUCUAGCUGUGUGUACAUGGUGACUGGUAGCUGUGUGUAUAUCUCAUGUUCUAGCUGUGUGUAUAUCGCAUGUUCUAGCUGUGCGUGUGUCACAUGUUUACUCUGUUUCCAGCCUAAACCAACACGUGGCCGAAUGAGGAUUCAUUCUCUGGAGAACGUGGAUAAGGCUUUGCAGUUCCUCAAGGAACAGAGAGUUCACCUGGAAAACGUGGGGUCCCACGAUAUCGUGGAUGGGAAUCACCGUCUCACGCUCGGCCUGAUCUGGACUAUAAUCCUUCGCUUCCAGGUCUGUCUGUCUGUGUCUUUAUUUGAAAGAUACGUUCCACUCCUUGUGUGUUUUACAGCACUAUUCUGACUGCUAAUAGUGUCCAGAUAUGUUUUCUGGAAAGUCUUUAAAGCCCCAUUCGUUCAGGAGAUCUUUAACCCACUCCACCCCCUACUCUAGAUCCAGGUUAUAAAGAUAGAAUCCGAGGACAAUCGUGAGACCAGGUCAGCGAAAGAUGCCCUUCUCUUGUGGUGCCAGAUGAAGACAGCGGGGUAAGUUCCAACGUAUCUAGGGCAUUACAAGGGACCUUAUUGGGUCAUUUGAUUUCCAUCACUGAACAUUUCUAUAAUCCAGGAUUUUGCACAUUCUGUAACACUUUCUUCCGUGUUUCUAGAUAUCCAGAAGUUAAUAUCCAGAACUUUACUACUAGCUGGAGAGAUGGUUUGGCAUUCAGUGCUCUUAUUCACAGACACAGGUAAAGUGAUUGAACAUCUGCUCAGGGUUCCAUUGGAGAUCUUACCGGGAUCUAUUAAGUACUAUCACUACCUCUCUAUGUCCUCCUGGGAUCUGCUCUAUAGAACUGAACACAAUACUCUAGGUGAGAUCUUACCGGGGAUCUAUAAAGUACUAUCACUACCUCUCUAUGUCCUCCGGAGAUCUGCUCUAUAGAACUGAACACAAUACUCUAGGUGAGAUCUUACCGGGAUCUAUAAAGUACUAUCACUACCUCUCUAUAUCCUCCUGGGAUCUGCUCUAUAGAACGGAACACAAUACUCUAGGUGAGAUCUUACCAGGGAUCUAUAAAGUACUAUCACUACAUCUCUAUGUCCUCCGGAGAUCUGCUCUAUAGAACUGAACACAAUACUCUAGGUGAGAUCUUACCGGGGAUCUAUAAAGUACUAUCACUGCCUCUCUAUGUCCUGGGAUCUGCUCUAUAGAACUGAACACAAUACUCUAGGUGAGAUCUUACCAGGGAUCUAUAAAGUACUAUCACUACCUCUCUAUGUCCUCCUGGGAUCUGCUCUAUAGAACUGAAAAGUGGUUUUAUCUGUUUUGCAAAUUAUUCUUUGAGUUCGUAUACAUCCAUUGUGUUCUCUACGCCCACAGACCCGAUAUCAUUGACUUCAGCAAGCUAACUAAGUCAAACGCCGCAUACAAUCUCCAGCACGCAUUUAACACGGCUGAACAACAACUUGGGCUCAUCAAACUGCUGGAUCCUGAGGGUAAGUGACACUUUUGGAGGAAGAUUGUGUCAUCCUACGCCUCCUAAAUUUUAUAUAAAACCAUCUAUGUUUGAGUUAAGGAGUGGCAAAAGGGCUUCCCCUCAAGUGUUUUUAGAACUACAACUCCCACGAUGCUUUGCAAGCCUGGUGCCUACAAUAAUUCAAUAAUUGGGGUGUUGAGGAAUGGUGGAGGGUUAAAGUUGUGUCUGAUAUGUUCUCUGUGUAACUUAUGCUGUUUAUUAAAUCUUGCCCCAUCAGACUGUAAUGUAAAUAUCCCAUCACUGAACCAGUAGAAGGUUAAAGUAGGCCCUGCCAGUUUGGAAAUAAAACCUUUAGAAUAAUCAGCAACAUUUAAAGAGCAGCUUUUAACAAACCUCAACCCUUAAAAACCUGUACAAUUGGAUUUAUCGUGGUUUUUAAAUGGUAAAAACAUAUGAAAUAUCACUGUGUUCGUUUCUCUCCAUUUACACAAAAUGUAAUGAUUAAAAAAGAGGAUGAACGGGUCAGGUGCAGGAAUUGGUGGUUAGUCCAUAAAAUGAGCGGCCAAACCUGCGUUCCAUAUUAUUCCGGUUUGUCUCUUUUGGAUUACAAUGUGCUAUUCUCAGGCAAUUUCCAAAUAAAAAGUCUGUAGUGUUUUAUACUGUGCUGAGUUCCAUACACUGAGUACAAUAAUUACCGAGCCCAGAGAACUGCAAUACUUCUUCCCAAUAGCCGUUUCUGCUGUAACUGUCCUGUCUUAUUGCUCCUUUCUAAAGAUGUCAAUAUGGAGAACCCAGAUGAGAAGUCCAUUAUUACGUACGUCGUAUCAUUCUACCAUUACUUCUCCAAGAUGAAAGCUUUGGCGGUGGAGGGCAAACGCAUUGGGAAGGUAAUCCUAUAGCCUAACAUGGAGUAUACACUGGGGGUGACCAGGGAAUAGACUUCCAGCUGAUUCAGUACUUCAACUCCCAAGAUGCUUUGCCAGGUGGUGCAGUGCUAUAUUCUGGUGGAACGUUGCCGUAGCACAGUGGUCUGUGGUCAGUUAAUAUCUGCUCCCAUAUCUGCAAAAUAACUCAGAAGCCUCUUGUUUCUUCCAGGUGUUGGACAAGGCAAUUGAGAUCGAGAAAGACAUUGCUCGCUAUGAGGGUCUGGUUUCCGAGCUCCUGGAAUGGAUUGAGAGAACCAUAUCUAUUAUAACCAAUCAGAAAUUCGCCAACUCCUUGCAGGGCGUCCAACAGCAGCUUCUGGCGUUUACCACCUACUGUACCACCGAAAAACCCUGCAAGUGAGUCACAUCUAGCACAGCAGGAUCUGAAAGGGACCGUCGCUGCAAAGAACAGGCGCACAAAUCUGCCCAAAUAUUUCAAAUAAUAAAAUAAAUAAAAAUAAAGACUAUUUAGUAAAUAUACUCCCAAUGAAAACAUGAAUUUGUUUAAUUAUGCAGUCCUAAUGAAAUCUGCUCUUUUUGUAAAAAUGAAAAAAGACAAAUUAAAGGAUUUCAGCAAAUAAAGUGCUUUAGGUGUUUGGAGUGUUCCUUUAAGACACUUUUUGGGGAUCUCCAUUUAACACAUUACUUAUCUGAAUUUUCUUCCCACUGCUGAUGGAAUUGACAUCCUCUCCAAUAUUCCUGCUUUGGUAAAUAGCCCUAUUAUAUUAACAGACUUGCAGAACGUGGGCCAAGAAUCACAGUUUGCUUUAGCUGAAAAUUCUAAAUAAUUUGCUUUUUAGUGAAUAAUCCCCAAUGUGUUUUUUUUGUUUGUUUUUUUUAGGUUUCAAGAAAAAGGAAACUUGGAGGUUUUGCUCUUCACAAUUCAGAGCAAGAUGAGAGAGGAAAAAUGUAAGCUGUACGUCCCAACGGAUGGGAAAACCAUUUCAGACAUCAACAAGGUGAGAGCCAUUCACUGCGGUGUGGAUUAGCCGGAAUUUAACAUUUUAGUAAACAUUAGGGGAAUGGAAGAUUUAGCUAACUUGGAGACUUAUUUUUAAAAAAUCAGUUGCUGAUAUAUGAAAUGUGCUUAGAAUUCUCACCAAUUUCCACCUAAUGAAUAACCUGUUAUUUUUACACAAUAAAUGGUGUAAAGUAGUGACAGCUGUUACUGCACUGCCAGACAUGGGUUACAUGUUGGUGACCGAGGGAGAGAGGAGAGGCAGAUCUACGUCUCAUCCUUUGUGGCACUGCGGUCCUCUGCUUUUAUCAUUAGAUCCCCCAGGAGCCGGCCUCACUGAUGUGUUCCGCAGUAAAAGAGAUUUGUGCAUGCGCAAUGAGAAGCCAUAGGCCUCUGUUACGCUAGUCACUGCCUGCUCCCAUGGUGGAACGCGCUGUAAGCUCCCCUCCUGGCAUGCAUUGUCAAUUGGUGUCCCUAUAUCUUCUGAUUGUGUUAGAAUUUCAGUCAAAUUGCAAAGCAGUCAAAUAUGGUAUCUUUAAAAAAAUUACCGUGCCGCUUAACAUGGACACUUUAUUCACUAAGCACUGUAUUGUAGCGAAUAGAAAACUGAAUUGCAAAAUUCAGGCUAAAAAGUCUGAGUUGGUGAAUUUUUCCAAAUCGGCUAUUUUUGCCUACAUUUUGGAGUACAGUUUAAUCUUUAUAACAGUGGUACCCGCCACUCUCCUUGGCAUCACUGGGAGGUGAUCAUUUCUGUGUUUAUAUGGGAAGUGUAUCUGUUCUGGAAGUGGUCUGGUAGGACUUGUUGGUAGCAUUGACAUUAAUGGCUCUCAGUAUUCUACAUGUCAAACAGCAGAACUUUCAAGAAGGUCUGACAUAGUGACUUUAAUUCGAUUUCUAGGCCUGGACGCGGCUGGAGAAAGCAGAGCAUGAACGGGAGGUGGCUUUGCGGAAUGAGCUCAUUCGCCAAGAAAAGCUGGAGUUACUUUCUCAACGCUUUGACCAGAAAGCAGCCAUGAGGGAAGCAUGGCUGAGCGAGAAUCAGCGUCUGGUUUCCCAGGUAACACGUCACAUCUGGGCACUCUCAGCACAUUGCUAGUUAAUUAUUCUAGGUUAGGUGCUCCCGUGCUGCUAAAUAAUAUAUUUACAUUCACUACACCCUCAACUCCCUAUCCCCCCACCCCCCCACUCUCUGGGGAAAAAAGCUGGAUUGUUACUUUCUUCUCAUUGGAAGGACAAUUUUGGUUAUGACCUGCCAGCAGUCGAGGCCGCCAUGAAGAAACAUGAAGCCAUCGAGGCCGACAUAUCCUCCUACGAAGAGCGGAUACAGGUUGUGGCGGAUCUGGCUCAUGAGAUGGAGUCGGAAGGAUACUACGAUAUUUGUCGGAUCUCGGCCCAGAAGGACAACAUUCUCCGUCAGUGGAACCUGCUGAAAGACCUGCUAAGAUCCCGCAGGGCCCGACUGGAGCAGAACCUGGCCCUGCAGAGAAUAUUCCAGGAAAUGGUCUAUAUGAUCGACUGGAUGGAUGAGAUUCAGGUAUAAUGGACUGGGGCCACACAGAUUUGGGGGCCAGAGCUUUGCUCAGAGGUGUGAAAAGGCAUUCUGGUGUCCUCUCUCCAUAGGUCCAGUUAUCUUCUAAAGAUUUUGGAAAACACCUGCUAGAAGUGGAGGACCUUCUGCAAAAACACAGCCUGCUGGAAGCUGACAUUGCUGCACAGACUGAUCGUGUUAAUUCUCUGAAUCAGGCCGCGCUCAGAUUUACCCACAUCAGCGGUAAGUGUGGGAUGGUGUAUGAGCACACAGCAUAUACACUGUGAAUCUCUCUGCUCACACACUGUAAUAUAGAAUGUCUCUCUGGCUGCUCACACACUGUAAUAUAGAAUGUCUCUCUGCUCACACACUGUAAUAUAGAAUGUCUCUCUGGCUGCUACUGUAAUAUAGAAUCUCUGGGCUGCUCACACACUGUAAUAUAGAAUGUCUCUCUGGCUGCUCACACACUGUAAUAUAGAAUGUCUCUCUGGCUGCUCACACACUGUAAUAUAGAAUGUCUCUCUGGCUGCUCACACACUGUAAUAUAGAAUGUCUCUCUGGCUGCUCACACACUGUAAUAUAGAAUGUCUCUCUGGCUGCUCACACACUGUAAUAUAGAAUGUCUCUCUGGCUGCUCACACACUGUAAUAUAGAAUGUCUCUCUGGCCGCUCACACACUGUAAUAUAGAAUGUCUCUCUGGCUGCUCACACACUGUAAUAUAGAAUGUCUCUCUGGCUGCUCACACACUGUAAUAUAGAAUGUCUCUCUGGCUGCUCACACACUGUAAUAUAGAAUGUCUCUCUGGCCGCUCACACACUGUAAUAUAGAAUGUCUCUCUGGCCGCUCACACACUGUAAUAUAGAAUGUCUCUCUGGCCGCUCACACACUGUAAUAUAGAAUGUCUCUCUGGCUGCUCACACACUGUAAGAUAGAAUGUCUCUCUGGCUGCUCACACACUGUAAUAUAGAAUGUCUCUCUGGCUGCUCACACACUGUGAUAUAGAAUGUCUCUCUGGAUGCUCACACACUGUGAUAUAGAAUGUCUCUCUGGAUGCUCACACACUGUAAUAUAGAAUGUCUCUCUGGGUGCUCACACACUGUAAUAUAGAAUGUCUAUCUGGCGGCUCACACACUGUAAUAUAGAAUGUCUCUCUGGCGGCUCACACACUGUGAUAUAGAAUGUCUCUCUGGAUGCUCACACACUGUAAUAUAGAAUGUCUCUCUGGCUGCUCACACACUGUAAUAUAGAAUGUCUCUCUGGCUGCUCUCACACUGUAAUAUAGAAUGUCUCUCUGGCCGCUCACACACUGUAAUAUAGAAUGUCUCUCUGGCUGCUCACACACUGUAAUAUAGAAUGUCUCUCUGGCUGCUCACACACUGUAAUAUAGAAUGUCUCUCUGGCUGCUCACACACUGUAAUAUAGAAUGUGUCUGGCUGCGCUCACACUGUAAUAUAGAAUGUCUCUCUGGCUGCUCACACACUGUAAUAUAGAAUGUCUCUCUGGCCGCUCACACACUGUAAUAUAGAAUGUGUCUCUGGCUGCUCACACACUGUAAUAUAGAAUGUCUCUCUGGCCGCUCACACACUGUAAUAUAGAAUGUCUCUCUGGCCGCUCACACACUGUAAUAUAGAAUGUCUCUCUGGCUGCUCACAUACUGUAAUAUAGAAUGUCUCUCUGGCCGCUCACACACUGUAAUAUAGAAUGUCUCUCUGGCUGCUCACACACUGUAAUAUAGAAUGUCUCUCUGGCUGCUCACACACUGUAAUAUAGAAAGUCUCUCUGGCCGCUCACACACUGUAAUAUAGAAUGUCUCUCUGGCCGCUCACACACUGUAAUAUAGAAUGUCUCUCUGGGUGCUCACACACUGUAAUAUAGAAUGUCUCUCUGGCUGCUCACACACUGUAAUAUAGAAUGUCUCUCUGGCUGCUCACACACUGUAAUAUAUAAAGAUUCUAAAGGGUACCAUACUCUGUAAUAUAUCGAGCUGCUCAGGGCCCCAGUAUGCCCACUCAAUAUGGCACGGAGCUGGUGUUACGUGGUGUGGUGCUCGUGCAUGUAUCCAGUGGUAAUAAUUGUGACAUUUAGCUUUAAGCUCCAACAUACAGAGAAUGCUGGUUUGUAAAAUAAAUCCUCCGUUCUCUGUAAUGUCCUUUUAGAUUACCAGCCCUGCGAUCCGCAGGUCAUUUGCAAUCGCGUAGACCAUGUGAAGAGCUGCCUGGAAAGUCUGUGCCAGCUGGCAGAGAAACGUCGCGGUGAGCUAGAGGAAUCACGUCGCCUCUGGUGCUUCCUGCAAGAGAUUGAGGAGGCUGAGGGCUGGAUCCGGGAGAGAGAACAGAUCCUGACUGCAACACAAAGUUACGGAAAGGAUCUGAGCAGCGUAAUGCGCCUUCUUAGCAAACACAAGAUUCUGGUGGGGGAGAUCAAGGGGAGAAACGCCAUGUUACUGCAGACCCUCCAGAAGGGGGAGCAGGUGAGACUUGCUUUAAGUUGUUGAUACAGUUUUGUUUUGUAAUUUCUGGAAUAAAAAUCAUGAAUGCUGAAUUAUACCUUUUUAGCCCAAGGAGAGACUGACCCUUAAACAUGUCACUGUCAUUAGUACACUGUGACCGUGGGAGGGACUGACCCUUAAACAUGUCACUGUCAUUAGUACACUGUGACCGUGGGAGAGACGGACCAUUAAACAUGUCACUGUCAUUAGUACGCUGUGACCCUGGGAGGGACUGACCAUUAAACAUGUCACUGUCAUUAGUAUACUGUGACCCUGGGAGGGAUUGACCAUUAAACAUGUCACUGUCAUUAGUACACUGUGACCCUGGGAGGGACUGACCAUUAAACACACAAUUACCACAGCCUGACCUUAGGAGGUAUUAUAUUUUUAAAAUUGAAUUUUAUGGUUUAUUGAUAUUGAAAGAAGAGAUGAGACAUCUGAACAUAUCCUUUCUGGUAAAAAAUCUUUAAAAAAAAAACUGUUUUCUCAAAGGUUCUAAAAAAGAGAAGAAAAGGGAUGUCCGGUCUUCGCCAACGAAUGGAAGUGGUGAGACGCCAGUGGGAAAAUCUGGAGAAAGCAUCCAAUCUUCACCAGCAGAAGCUCCAUGAAGCCUCCACCUUCCACCAGUUUAAUGCAGAUAACGCAGAGCUGGCAGGCUGGUUGCAGGACACCUACCGGCUCAUUUCCAGUGAUGACUUUGGACACGAUGAGUACUCUACCCAAUCCUUGGUCAAAAAACAUCGGGAGGCCACAGAAGAAAUAGAGAAGCACCAAUCUGCUGUAAUGGGCUUGAGGAAGCAGCUGUCUGAGUUGGGUGUUGAGUAUAGAGACCAGGUGGAUGUACAGAUUUGCAUUGUGGAGGUGGAGCAGCUCUAUGGAGAGGUGGUGGAAGUGUCUUCGCUGCGUAGUCAGUGGCUUCAGGAUGCUCUCGAUGUGUACAAAAUGUUUGGUGAAGUGAACUCAUGUGAGGUGUGGAUUGAUGAAAAGGAGCAGUGGUUGAUGAAGAUGGAUAUCCCGCAGCGGCUGGAAGAUGUGGAGGUUGUACAGCACAGGUGAGAAGGUGUUUGAAGAACUUGAAAAAAAAUGAGAUAAACGUUAAAAUUACGAUAAAAAAACCUUGGAAAAUAAAUGACGUAAACUUCAAAAUUAUCUCUUACCAAUCUCUCCAUCAAAUUAAAAGGACACUCUGGGCACCAUAACCACUACAUCAAGCAGACGGCUUGCAGACAAUGAAUACUGUUUAAACCUGGAAUGGUAAUGCGGAAGAAUUAACUUCCUCUUUAUCAGACCAACUCAGACUAGAAAGCCUACGUGUGCCCAACACAUAGGAGUCCAGCCAUUUAUAAAUGGUUGACAGAUUAUCAGCGGACAGCACCUAGGAACUCCUGGCUGGCACCAUAACAACUGUAUGUCAGAGUAAUAGUUAUGGUGACAACUGCAUGUACAUUGUGUCACACUUUAAGAUGUAGACUUUUCUGUGUUCAUCCACAAACAUUUCUUAUUGCUGGGAUUUUAGAAAGGUUCUAUUUUCACAUUUUUAGGUAAACUAGAAAAAUGGUCAGAAUUGUGGCAACUGACAUUUAAUGUGGAUAAGUGCAAGAUAAUGCAUCUUGGACGUAAAAACCCAAGGGCAGAGUACAGAAUAUUUGAUAGAGUCCUAACCUCAACAUAUGAAUAAAGGGAUUUAGGGGUGAUUAUUUCUGAUGACUUAAAGGUAGGCAGACAAUGUAAUAGAGCAGCAGGAAAUGCUAGCAGAAUGCUUGGUUGUAUAGGGAGAGGUAUUAGCAGUAGAAAGAGGGAAGUGCUCAUGCCAUUGUACAGAACACUGGUGAGACCUCACUUGGAGUAAUGUACACAGUACUGGAGACCGUAUCUUCAGAAGGAUAUUGAUACCUUAGAGAGGUUCAGAGAAGGGCUACUAAACUAGUUCAUGGAUUGUGGGAUAAAACUUACCAGGAAAGGUUAAAGGAUCUUAACAUGUAUAGCUUGGAGGAAAGACGAGACAGGGGGGAUAUGAUAGAAACAUUUAAAUACAUAAAGGGAAUCAACACAGUAAAGGAGGAGACUAUAUUUAAAAGAAGAAAAACUAUCACAACAAGAGGACAUAUUCUUAAAUUAGCGGGACAAAGGUUUAAAAAUAAUAUCAGGAAGUAUUACUUUACUGAGAGGGUAGUGGAUGCAUGGAAUAGCCUUCCAGCUGAAGUGGUAGAGGUUAACACAGUGAAGGAGUUUAAGCAUGCGUGGGAUAGGUAUAAGGCUAUCCUAACUAUAAGAUAAGGCCAGGGACUAAUGAAAGUAUUUAGAAAAUUGGGCAGACUAGAUGGGCCGAAUGGUUCUUAUCUGCCGUCACAUUCUAUGUUUCUAUGUUUCUAUUUUUCAUGGUGAAAUGAUAAUAUUUGUAGGAUUUUACGUACUAGCUGUAAUCCGGUGACUAGUCAGUAGUUUCAGUUUAACCCCUUAAGGACACAUGACGUGUGUGACAUGUCAUGAUUCCCUUUUAUUCCAGAAGUUUGGUCCUUGAGGGGUUAAACUACGAAAACAAUGAACAGAAGUGUUGCUACAUAGCCUAAAAUUAUAUAGCUGCAAUUUAUAUUCCCUGAAAACAUUCAUCUUGAGUUUUAAAAUAUUAUUAAGUAUAAAAUAUUGCUGCAAAAAUAAUAGCACAGGGUCCAACAAUAUGAAUGUUAUUAGAUUUAAUGAUAUUAAUGUUUAGAUUUAAUGGUUGAUGCGUCUCUCACCAUUAGCGCUGCUUAUUCACCAGCAGUAACGAGUAUCUGUGUCUUAUAACUGUAGGUUUGAGAGUUUGGAUCAGGAAAUGAACAGCCUGAUGGGACGAGUCCUGGAUGUUAAUCAGAUUGUGCAGCAGCUCCUAGAAGCAGGGCACCCCAGCUCAUCCGAAGUCAGCGCUUGCCAGGACCACCUGAACAGCAGGUAAGUGCUUGCAGAGAGAUCUGUGGGUGGAGUUACCAGCAUUCUGUCCCAUGGAAUUUCUCGACUCAGGACUUAAAGAUUAAACUUAAGCAGUGAGUGCAGUUAUAGAGGGAUAACUAAAUGUGAAUGCUGCUCUCCAUAAAUGGUAGUAAAUUGUAUUACAAGUAUAGUGCAGUGAACACUUACCAAACAUAUUCUAAGUACCAAACUUUAGCUACAUUGAAAUAUGUCUGCAUGAUAGUUUUUAUUUUCCUAGAGUUAAUUGUUUAUAUUAUCUAAAGGCCUUCAUGUAACUUUUUUUAAUAAAAGCUUAGUUUUAGUGUAUAUUUUUAAUUAAUGUGGGUCCUGUGGUAGAUAUGAAAUUUCAGCCCUUUGUUUUCUGGCAGGUGGAACCGGAUUGUGGAACUGGUGGAGCAGAGGAAAGACCAGCUCAAUUCUGUUCUACGUCUGCAAAACUACUUUCUGGAAUGCAACGAGGUAAAAUCCCAAAUUCGAGAGAAGAGGAAAGCAAUGGAAACCACGCAAUGUGGACCUGGAGAACUGGGUGGCGUGUUGUCCCUCCAGAGAAAAUUGUCCAACAUGGAAGCAGCCCUUUUGGCCAUAGAACCCAAGUUAAUCCAGCUUCAGCAAGAUGCAGAAGCCCUUGCCACUUGCCAUCCCACGCAGGCCAUGGAAGUACUGGUCCACUUUGAAGAAAUCAGCGGUGAAUGGGAAGCUUUGAAGAGGACCCUCCAAGGAUGUGAGGAUUCCUUGACCGUGGCCAGCAAGUUGCAGCAGUUCAUACAGGACUUGGACAACUUUCUGACUUGGCUGGUCAAGACUCAGACGGCAGUGGCUACAGAAGAGUUGCCAUCCAAUCUGGUUGAAGCUGAGAGGCUCCUUGGCCUUCAUGGGGCCCUGAAAGAAGAGAUCAACCGCUACGAGGAGGACUAUAACAAGAUUCAGGCAGUCAGUGACCUUCUGAGUUUGGAGGAGGCUGACCUCCCUUACUUGUCACUUCAGCAGUGGUUACAGAAGUUGGAAGUUGGGUGGAACAAACUUCUGCAGAUGUGGGAGAAUCGACGAGAAGUCCUUGUACAGUCUCAUAUUUUCCACUUGUUUCUGAGGGAUGUUAAGCAAGCUGAGGCGUGUCUGAAUAACCAGGUGAGUGAUGGGUGAGACAUCUUUUUAAAAAAAAUAAAAAAAUAAUGUUUUUUUAAGUUGGAAUAAUUGAACCACAAAGUGCACAUUAGUAAAGACACCCAAGUAUUUAAAGGAACACUAUAGUCACCUAAAUUACUUUAGCUAAAUAAAACAGUUUAAGUGUAUUGAUCAUUCCCCUGCAAUUUCACUGCUCGAUUCACUGUCAUUUAGGAGUUAAAUCACUUUGUUUCUGUUUAUGCAGCCCUAGCCACACCUCCCCUGGCUAUGAUUGACAGAGCCUGCAUGAAAAAAAAAACUGGUAUCACUUUCAAAGAGAUGUAAUUUACCUUAAAUAAUUGUAUCUCAAUCUGAACUUUAAUCACAUAUAGGAGGCUCUUGCAGGAUCUAGCAAGCUAUUAACAUAGCAGGGGAUAAGAAAAUCUUAAUUAAAGGACCACUCUAGGCACCCAGACCACUUCAGCUUAAUGAAACAUCGUGGUCUGGGUGCCAGGUCCUUCUAGGGUUAACCCAUUUUUUUCAUAAACAUAGCAGUUUCAGAGAAACUGCUAUGUUUAUGAAUGGGUUAAGCCUUCCCCUAUUUCCUCUAGUGGCUGUCUCAUUGACAGCCGCUAGAGGCGCUUGCAUGCUUCUCACUGUGAUUUUCACAGUGAGAGCGUCAGCGUCCUUAGGAAGCAGUGGCUGGCGGCUGAAUGCGGCGGCGCGGCAACGCAGCGGCGUGCGCAUUCAGCCCGGCGAAAAGGAAGGAAGAAGGGAGGAUGGGAGGGAGGAAGCUCCCGCCCAGCACUGGAAAAAGGUAAGUUUUACCUUUUCCCUUUCCAGAGCGAGGCGGGAGGAGGGGGUCCCUGAGGGUGGGGGCACCCUCAGGGGCACUACUGAAUGCCAGGAAAAGCAGUAUGUUUUUCCUGGCACUGUAAAAUGUCACUAAACAGAACUUACAAUAAAGAAAGCCUAAAUAGGGCUCUCUUUACAUGAAGUGUUUAUGGAAGGCUGUGCAAGUCACAUGCAGGGAGGUGUGACUAGGGUUCAUAAACAAAGAGAUUUAACUCCUAAAUGGCAGAGGAUUGAGCAGUGAGGCUGCAGGGGCAUGCUCUAUACACCAAAACUGCUUCAUUAAGCUAAAGUUGUUCAGGUGACUAUAGUGUCCCUUUAAUAAACAUGUAUCAUGUGUGUGAAUGGCAGAGGAAUGGACACUUACAGCCAAAACUUUCCUUGUAUUACUGUGGCAGGGAGGAAUGAAAUAAGGGAGCGGCAUUGUCCGGUAAAAGGGAACCAACAUCAGGGCUAAAUUGAUGGAAAACUGUUGAACCCUUGAUGAUAAGAGGGCUCCUUAGGAGACGUUGUUACAGUGGUGGGCAGUGUUCCUUUAACUACUGGUUCUCACAGUCUCUCACUAUGUCUGCCUCUACGUCGUUUCGAUCUCCGUUUGUCUAAAUAGAAACAAAUUAUGUGCAAGACAAUAUAAAUGUAGUGAACUUUUCCCUCCUGUCUCUAGGAAUCCACGCUGGCUCAUGUUGAGUUGCCGAAUACUGUGGACAGUGUGGAGGUGGCGAUAAAGAAACAUCGCGAUUUCUUGACCACGAUGGAACUGAAUGCCCAGAAAGUUAUCACAGCAGUGGAUGCUGGAGAGAGUUUAAUACGACUUGGAAAUGUUUUUGCUGAUCGCGUUCAGGAGCGUAUUAGCGCCAUACAAAAAAGGUGAGUCUGUCUGGGUUUUUAAUCCAGUAACUAUUAUUAGUAACUAGCUACCAGUUCAGAUAUUAUUUAAAGGGUGGUAUAUAGAUCUAAUGUCAGCAUCUGUGUAUACAAAGCAAAAAGUCCGUAGUAAGGAUAAUACAUAUACACUUUAUAGGAUCUGCGGUGACUUGUGUGUGUUGAUGUCUGUUGGCUCGGAAGGAUUAUACUCUGGGGUCCAGUCAAGCUGUUGUAAUGAAUUUAUAGAGAAAGCAUGUAGAUUGUAAGUUUAAUGUCAGUGGUUUAUGCUAGUGACGUGUUGUUAGCAGUUAUUAACGCACACAGUGACGCUGACAUUUCCCCAUCUUGUCUCCCAGGAGCCAGCGAAACAUGGCGCUCGCCCACAAAUGGCUGCAGAGACUGAAAGAUCAUCUCGAGCUUCAAUGCUUCCUGCAAGACUGCAACGAGGUAAAGGGGUAACUGCGAGGGAGGUGCCCAAUGUCGCUGACGGUAUUCAUUGUGGAUAAAAUAUAGAGGAAAAUUAUAAGUUUUAGCCCAAAAUACAAAAAACAGAAGCAAUUUUUUGUAGUUCAGGUAUUUUUACAGCUUUGGUUAUUAAAGGGCCAGUCUAACCUGGAAAUAGCUAAUGCUCGCUAUUGGGAUCCUGUACAUGAUUUGGGUUUUAUAACCGGUUAUUAAAGGGCCAGUCUAACCUGGAAAUAGCUAACGCUCGCUAUUGGGAUCCUGUACAUGAUUUGGAUUUUAUAACCGGUUAUUAAAGGGCCAGUCCAGCAUGGAAACAGGUAAAGCAAGCUAUGGGGAUCCUGUACAUGAUUUGGGUUUUAUAACCGGUUAUUAAAGGGCCAGUCUAGCAUGGAAACAGUUAAAGUGAGCUAUGGGGAUCCUGUACAUGAUUUGGAUUUUAUAACCGGUUAUUAAAGGGCCAGUCCAGCAUGGAAACAGUUAAAGCGAGCUAUGGGGAUCCUGUACAUGAUUUGGAUUUUAUAACCGGUUAUUAAAGGGCCAGUCCAGCAUGGAAACAGGUAAAGCAAGCUAUGGGGAUCCUGUACAUGAUUUGGGUUUUAUAACAGGUUAUUAAAGGGCCAGUCUAACCUGGAAACAGUUAAAGCAAGCUAUGGGGAUCCUGUACACGAUUUGGGUUUUAUAACCGGUUAUUAAAGGGCCAGUCUAGCAUGGAAACAGUUAAAGUGAGCUAUGGGGAUCCUGUACAUGAUUUGGAUUUUAUAACCGGUUAUUAAAGGGCCAGUCCAGCAUGGAAACAGGUAAAGCAAGCUAUGGGGAUCCUGUACUUGAUUUGGGUUUUUAAAGGGCCAGUCUAGCAUGGAAACCGUUAAAGCAAGCUAUGGGGAUCCUGUCCAUGAUUUGGGUUUUAUAACCGGUUAUUAAAGGGCCAGUCCAGCAUGGAAACAGUUAAAGCAAGCUAUUGGGAUCCUGUCCAUGAUUUGGGUUUUAUAACCGGUUAUUAAAGGGCCAGUCCAGCAUGGAAACAGUUAAAGCAAGCUAUGGGGAUCCUGUACAUGAUUUGGGUUUUAUAACCUGUUAUUAAAGGGCCAGUCCAGCAUGGAAACAGUUAAAGCAAGCUAUUGGGAUCCUGUACACCAUUUAGGUUUUAUAACCGGUUAUUAAAGGGCCAGUCUAGCAUGGAAACAGUUAAAGCAAGCUAUGGGGAUCCUGUACACGAUUUGGGUUUUAUAACCGGUUAUUAAAGGGCCAGUCCAGCAUGGAAACAGUUAAAGCGAGCUAUGGGGAUCCUGUACAUGAUUUGGAUUUUAUAACCGGUUAUUAAAGGCCAGUCCAGCAUGGAAACAGGUAAAGCAAGCUAUGGGGAUCCUGUAAACAAUUUGGAUUUUAUAACCGGUUAUUAAAGGGCCAGUCUAGCAUGGAAACAGGUAAAGCAAGCUAUGAGGAUCCUGUACACGAUUUGGGUUUUAUAACCGGUUAUUAAAGGGCCAGUCUAGCAUGGAAACAGUUAAAGCAAGCUAUGGGGAUCCUGUACACGAUUUGGGUUUUAUAACCGGUUAUUAAAGGGCCAGUCUAGCAUGGAAACAGUUAAAGCAAGCUAUGGGGAUCCUGUACAUGAUUUGGGUUUUAUAACCGGUUAUUAAAGGGCCAGUCCAGCAUGGAAACAGUUAAAGCGAGCUAUGGGAAUCCUGUACUUGAUUUGGGUUUUUAAAGGGCCAGUCUAGCAUGGAAACCGUUAAAGCAAGCUAUGGGGAUCCUGUCCAUGAUUUGGGUUUUAUAACAGGUUAUUAAAAGGCCUAUAUUUCCCUUUGAAUGUGUCCAUGGUUUUUCAGGCUCUUUGCUAGUAGCGACAUUUUUAGAUCCAUGUCAUACUGUCAUUGUGAGUCUCUGCCAGCUGAUAACACAAUCUGUUCCAUUCUUUGCGUCAGACUGAUGUACAUUUCGUUCCUGAGACUCAGAGAGCAAGAUUCAGGGAUUUACUGUGUGUUAAAAUGAGGCUUUCUGUGAAUAAAUGCUAUAAUCCUACUAUGUCACAAUGGAUAUUUAACAUGGGCAGCAUGCAAACAGUUUAUUAAAAAAAAAAUUCAGCUCUUGAAAAAGGCGGUUUUCUCGUCGAAACGCGUGUCGGGCUGCCGAUGCAUACUUUGCUUUUAGCUUAGACUGCGAUACCCUCUGACCUCAUACUCUGACUAGAUUAGCGGGGCUACCUUGUAGAAGCAGGUGGGUUUUGGUUUAGCUAGUUGGAAUAUACAAUAUCCAUCACUCUUUAGCUAUAUACAUGCUCUACCAUCUAGGGGGACUGCCUUGAAUAAGGGUGGCAUAUCCAGCACAGACAUUGAAUGGUUUAUUUUCGAGCCGUAUACAUGCUUUACCUUCAUCCACAAGUUACCAUUGUUGCUUAGAUAUAUUUCAAGUACUUUCCAUCCACAGGUGAGCUACCUUUAAGCAGAAUAAGCGGGGCGAGUCUAGACAUUCCCAGGGUGCACAUUGGGCUCCGCUUGUCCUACCCUCUGUAUGUUCUCUCCUUUUCCUCCCCCUAAUACUAGUCACCAUCUAUACCAUACGAGCUACCUAUAUGUGGAUUUGAUAAUAUGCAUACCUAUGAGAUAAGUAAGAUCGUGAUGCCUUUAGUUUAGUCUAAGGGUUCAUCUAGUACCACUCUGCAACUGACUCCUUAGUCCACUGUCUCCUACUUUAUUCGUCUAAGAUGUGGUUUAUCCAAUAUACAAUUUAUUCUGCUACUGUUGUAUCAAGCCUUUUGAUACAAAGUCAGUCUUAUAUUGAGUACAAUCUAUGGAUUUAUCCCUCGUCCUCUUAGAGUGUAAGCUCUUCACUUUCUGUCCCCGAAUUCAAUCUUUUUUUGCUGUAAUUAAUUAUUUGUCUUGUUUGGCCUGUUGUGCAGAGCUGCAGAAUAUUGUUGACUGGUGUGAGAGGGUUUUUGCAGCUCACUGUGUCUUUUUCACAUUUUUCUUUUACUUUACACAUAUCACUUAAUUUGUUUCAUAUUAUAUUUAUAUAUACUGUAUAUAAAAAUAAUGAUAGCAGGGGUCAAUGUUUCAGGAUUUUCUAGAAAUUCUCGCAAACAUAGUAAAUAUUCCUUCCUGCCAUGAAACUCCAUUUUAAUCAUGAUACAAUGAGAGGGGUACUACCGCACCCCAAUAUUGAGUAUUAGGGCAGUGGGUACCAUCUUUGUUCUCUAGGUCACUUGAAUCCCUCCCUCUGCUUUUAGGGAAAUUGUUGCUGAGUAACAUUGUCCUAUUUCCCCUGAGCGGAGCUGGUUCACCCUUUCAUUAAAUAAUUCUUUGUAUUUUGGAAUAUAAACCGCUCUCUUUAUAGCUGGAGGUCCCGGGGUCCAAACUGGUGUGCCGCUACCUACAGUGCAAGGUCCUCAAUACCCAGCACUGGGGAAUCGGAAACCCCGUCAGUCCAUGAACAUUUUUCUCCUUAGAUCUGGUCGUUCGUAAAUAAGGGUAGGCGAGUAAUGGUUACAGUAGAGUCACCGUGGGGGUGUGAAUAUAAAGCAGCUAUUCCGUGGGUGAAUAAGUGCAAGGAUUAGCGCGGUGGGCGUGUAGUAAACGUUUCCCAUUGUCUCCACGACACAAGUUGCGUUACACUCUUCCUCCUGAGUCACUGGUCGUACAUCCUUAACACGUCUAUCCGGGAAUACGUUGAAAUCUCUGAAUCUGCUGCUGUACUCUGCUUGGUACUAAUUGUGGUGGUUUCAAUGAAUGUUCCCGGAUUUGGGGUAAAAACAUUUAGUUUCUAACAAGGAUUUCUAUGUCAGUGUUUUACAAUUUCCAGCAGCCCAGAGUUCUCACAAUGUUUAAUUAAUUUGUAAUGUUUUUGAAUUAUUCUGAAUAGGAGUCUAUUCUUUACCUUGAUAUGAUAUCUCCAUGUAAGUGUUUGUCAUGGUUAAAUUUUCUAGUUAAUAGACACAUGGUGAGCGAUUCAAUAUACACAUCAGCUAUGUAGAUAAGUUAGAGCAGGACUGGCGCGUUUAUCUUGGUUUAUUCCUGGUGAAACCGGACAGACAGGAGAAUUGCGGUUUUUUUAUUCAGUUUAUGGUCGUUCAGUGAAUCUUUAAUUUUUUUUUCUCUUCAUUUUUUUAAAUUUAUUUCUCUCCUUUAGGGUUUAUUCAAAGAAUUUAAGAAAAUCAGGAUAAAAUUUCUAGGCUGUGACUUAUAGCUAAGAGUUUUUCCAAAUCAGUAAUUUUUGCCUAAAUGUUAAAAUUCUCGUUUAAGUUUACUGCAGUGUGUUAUUUAGCAAAUAAAUCCCUGUGUUUCAUUUUAUUUAUAUUUUUUGUAGUUUUGUAGAGGUCAAACGGCUAAUUCAGCCAAUGUCAAUCCAGCUUUUGUGGAGACAAAGAUUCAUUUUUAGUAUUUAGUUUGUCUUCGUUUUAUUGUAUUAAUGUCGCUUUGUAGCCCUCGUGUGGCAGAUACACUGCCCAGGUUUUGGCAGUCUGUGGCAUUGAGGGCACUGCCCUAGUGCAGGUCACAAUGCCCUCUUACACAAUGACUAAACAGGUAAAACAGUAAGUGGUAAUGUUAGAUUGGAAGCAUGUGAGGUUAUUCAUUGAAACCUGCUAUUGCUAAGAAUUGACAAUAAACUUACACAUUUUACCCCAAAACAUCUGGCUUGGAGAAAUUCCUAGUUCGGCUUCUGUAGUCUAACGUUUUCAGUUCCCUUGUUAAUUCACGCCACAUCUUGGUUUGGUAAAUAAACCAAUUUAAAGGAAUGCUCUAAUCUAAUCAUUUAGGCCCACAAUCAGGACUCUUACUCCUAAAUAGGGACAUUUGGAAGGUAUGAAGUGCUUUCUUCCUGUAGCCUUCCAUGGUGUCACAUUUGAAGAACAAGCCAAAAUUUUUUUAUUUUUUUUUUGUAGAUAGCACAUUGUCCCCGUGUCCAAAUCUGAACACUCCUUAUUCUGAUUUAAUCCCUUUGCAUUUUUCCAUCAUAAUCUCAUUAGACUCUGUUAUUGUUAAAAGCCAUGCUUACGUUUCCAAAGCUGACUUCUCCUUCUCUCGAGUAUUAGAAGAAGGGUCACAUUCUUUCCCCAAAUUCUGUUUUUGUGCUGUAUUUUAUUUGGAUCGUUCUGUUGUGUAAGUGUAGGAUGUUUGGUGGUCAGAAUCAAUAGUUAAGGUGAGGUCAAUCAACAUUCGGGUUACAUAUUACGAAUUGUGACAUAAAGGAGGAGAACUUGAACGCUGACAAUUAAUUAACAUUGUGACAUUAAGAAAGUAGAUCGAAUGGGUUAAAAGAAUCCCUACAGUGACAGAACUGCAAGGAGAAAGCGUGACAUAUUAAAGGAACGCUGACAUUACAAAUGCAUAUAUUUAUUUUUAACGUUUAAGUGUUGUUUAGAUUAUGAAUCCCCUUUUAAGAAAAAAAAAAAAACCAUUUAAAUAAUAUGCAAUCCAGUAACAUUGAAAACUUCUGGUCUAAUCGGAUACUUGUCAUAAAACAGCACAGAGUAUCCACAGUGCAUGUACGGCAGUCACCGUGCUGAAUGUGUGAUCACGGUGAAUGUGAAGGUGUCAAAGAGAAAGCGAUUCUGGUGGCAGUGUGAUAGCCAAACCCCUUUAGGACACAGCUUCAGGAGCUUGUCUUACGCUUAAUGACACAAGCAAUUUUUGCAUUUUCUUGCUGUUUGCGUUCAACAGCAAUUUGCAUCUCUCUCAUUUAUUGCACCGACACACAUUAUAUACUGUUUUUUUUUUAAAGGACAGAAAGGGCUUUAAUUUGAUAUAUAUAAAUAUAAAUGCUUAUUUAUUUUAAAAAAAAUACAGAAAAAUGCAAACAAAAUGAAAAAAAAUUUUUUAUUUUUUUUUUACAGUUUUUGCAAUAAUAAUGUGUGCAUAAUUAGUGCAGGUUAAAUAAAGUAAUUAAAAAUAAAUUAAUUUAGUUGUUCUGAUUUACAGAAUAUAUAAUGUGUCUGGGAUUUUAAGUUUUUUUGGGUAGUUUCAGGUCACAAAGCACAAGGAGUAAAAUAAACUUUUAAUGUGGAGCGAUCUUAGAAUUUGGUAUGUUUGUCUUGUAAGCUUAAUAGCCAUAAAAGAAAACAUAAUUGCCACACAAAAGUAUAUAUUUAUAUAAAGUAGACAUCACGGGCUAUUUACCUAAGGUUGUUUUGACACUUUCUACGUAGCCAUUUCACCGCCAACCUCUGCUAAAUAUUGGAGUAAAAUUCUGUUUAUUUUUGUUUUUGGCACACAAGCUUAUAACAAAGAAAUUCUCAUGUGUAUUUUGUAAAGUUGGUGUGUGCUAUUCCUGUACAAAGUUUUAUUUUGUGUUCAGUUACAUCUGCUGAGUAAAAUGACACCCCCAUUGUAUGUCUUUGGCACUAUUUCGUGAAGUUACAGUGCCAUACAGGAUACCUGUCCUUUUCAGUAUUCACAGUAGAAUUUUGAGAGACGGAUUUAAUGAGCCUUAGCUUCCAUUUUGGGGUAUUAUAACAGUUUGACUGUUCAAAAACCCCCACAAAGGCCUACCAUUUGUAAAAGUAGACACUCCAGGGUAUCUCAUAAGGUGCAUAUUGUGCCUUAACAUGCCCCCAUUUUUCCACCAAUAUAUGCCAAAGUAUGGGGUAAAAAAUAAUUUUGCGCAUUUUUUACAUACGGAUUGCAUUUUUGCUGGGCGUUUUGUAUAUUUCACAUGUGCCACUAAGUUCAAACCCCCCGAAUUACGCCCGGCUAAGUCUUCUGAGUAAAAGGACACCCCAUAUGAAUGUCUUUGGCACUAUUUCGUGAAGCUACAGUGCCAUAUAGGAGACCUGUCCAUUUCAGUAUUUACAGUACAAUUUUGAGAGAUGGAUUUAAUUGGCCUAUACUUCAAUUUGGGGCAUUAUUGCAGUUGGAAAGUUCAAAAUCCCCCACAAAGGCCCCCACAAAUUUCCUAAAGUAGACACCCCAGGGUAUUUCAAAAGGCAUAUUUUAAACCUUAGCGUAGGAUCAUUUUUUUGUUAGUUUGUACCAAGUCUAGUUACAAUUAGCAUUUUUUCUGCCUUUUUGACACACACUUGAAGAUGUUACUGUAUAUUUUGUAAUCCUUAUGUGUGCUAUGGCAGUAUAACACCUAAUAUGUUGCUCAGCUAUGUCCUCUUAGUGCAGCAAUACCCCCACGUGUACCUUUUUCAGGGUUAUGUGGAUGUUGAAGGGGCACCACUUUCAUAUUUUUCAAAAGUGGAUGCUGGGCCAAAGUGUUAUUUUAGCAGCUCAGGACAGGAAAUUACCUCUCAAAGACCACAUAUAUUUUUAAGUAUAAGCAGCUCAUCAAUUCAAAUAAUGAACAAGUGCAUACUAUUUGCUGUGAAAAGGGGGAUUAGUUGGCUUAAACUUAUCUGGGGGUAGUACCCAGUAAUCUGCAUCACGGGCAACGCUGUCACGGAUUCCAAAAUACAGACAGACUACAAAGAGAGAGAACACAGAGAGAGACACUUGUAAUACCGGUCCUUAGAAUGGCCGGGCUAUACAAGCUGAGAAUAGUCAAGGUACAAGCAGAGGUCAAAGGGGUAAAGAGAAACGGAACAACGAUAGGACAAGCCGAGGUCAAGGAUCAGAGAAGACAGGAUAAACGGGAGACAAAGCCAAGAUUUGGUAACCAGACAGUUGACUAAAAUCAACACCCCAAAACUGGUCUGCUUAUUCGGCCUGGGUGUGGAAAAUUUUAAAACAGUGGCCAAUACAUAGGCCGGGCUGAGAGGGGCAAUCAGGACAGUAAUAGCUGGUCUCAACUCUUACGCCCCUCUUGUAACACACCCUGCAUCUUUUCUGGGGGUUUUUCUUUCUGGAGGUUGAUGGAAUCUUGAAGCAGAAGUGACCUGCCUCCAUUCUUCUGCUAGGCUCCACUGAUUGUCCCCCUCUGUGGCACUCAAGUAACCCAGAAAUGAGCUGAAAUUGAAAUGAAAGGAAUGUGCAUUUCAGCUCAGCAUUUGCCUUUUUAAAAAUAAUAAAGGCAUUGUGGACUGCCGUCUGCAUUAUAUAUAUGCCCACUUUUUUAUACCAUGCCCUGGUUUUCCGCAUGAUUAAAUACGGCUGCAUUAGUUGAUCGGACAGGUCAACUCCCCCCAUAUGCCGAUUAUAUUGCUGUAUGCAGACUGGCACCUGUUUACAUUGCUCUCUGCCACGAACUGCGACCCUGCGAGUGUUUUCACCAUGGAUGGUAGUUAGGAUGAAAACCUCCUUUUUAUCGCGGUACUUGAGUGCCAGCAGUUCAUUCUGGCAGAGAGCUGCUGUUUCCCCCUCUUUUAAUUUUUUUUCCACUAGAGCCUUUGGGAAACCUGUGCGACUCUUCCUGAUAGUGCCGCAGGCCACGGUCUCAAAACAGUACAGCAUUUGUAAGAGUGGGAUGCUGUUAUAAAAGUUAUCGAUGUAUAAGUGAUAACCGUAGUUAAGUAAGGGCAUUAUUAAGUCCCAGACAAUUUUCCCACUUGUCCCUAUUAUAUCUGGGCAACCUGGGGGAUCAAGGUGGCUAUCCCUUCCUUCGUAUACACGGAAGGUGUACACAUAGCCACUGCCACUUUCACAUAAUUUAUAAAAUUUGAUCCCAUACCGGGAUCUUUUGGAUGGGACGUACUGUCUAAAUCCCAGUCUUAUAUUUCAGGAGGGACUCGUCAAUUGAAAUUUGUUUUUUGGGGAUGUAAAUAGUGGCAAAUUUUUCAUUAAAGUGGGAAAUUAGAGGGCGUAUUUUAUAAAGAAUGUCAUACUGCGGAUGACCUUUUGGGGGGCACUUCAUAUUGUCAUUAAAGUGCAUAAAACACAGUAUGUCCUCAUAUCUCUCCCUAUGCAUUGUCUGGGAAAAAAAUGGGGUUAUUAAAAAUAGGAUUUUUAGUCCAAUACAUCCUAAUUGUGGGCUUUUUAACUAUGCCCAUUAACAUUGUCAGUGCCCAGAAUUGUUUAAUUUCUGGCACACUGGUUGGGUACCAUCUCUCUGUCCUGGCGAUUCGGGAGUCUUGGUUGUGUGCAAGAUAUUGCUCCGCCCCAAAAAAAUACCUCCCCAAAAAAUAGCUCCAUACAAUCCAGCGCAUUAUAGCCAGACAGGUCAGCCUGUAUGCCAGGAUUGGCAGUGAACUCUGGGAUGUCUGGAGAAAAAUGAUUAGGGGGUACCCAGUCAUCUGCGCCAUGUUGAACAUUAGAUUUCCCCUGAUGUUCCUGCAGUAUCUGGCACAUAGUCCCUGUCCCCUGCGUCACUCACUGAGGCAGUGUCGGUCGCCUCUGAGUCGGUUGCUAACAUGGCAUAAGCCUCCCCUGCGCUAUACUUUCGAAACAUUGUUAGUACAGUUAACACAGCUAAGAAAACUUAAACUAAAUAACUAAACUUUUUUUUUUCUUUGUAACCCCUAACUAAAUCACAAAUUAAUAAAAUAAUAAAAUUGAACCCCUUAGGGUUACAAAAAAAAUAGCUGCUAGCAGUGAUCAAGCAGCAGGGAAAGGGUUAUUUUUUUUUUUAAAUAAAGGGGAAAGGGAUUAGGAACCUUUAAUAGAUAUUCACUAUUCUUCUGGGACACAAUGUUGCAACGAUCCGUCUCUCUCCACUUCACAAACCCACAACAGGCGGAGGGAGGCGGAUCCGAUAUCCCAGCAGUAUUGUGACCGCUGUGACUGGCUGUAACAGCGAUCACAUGUGCUGGGACAUCGCAAUUUGCUGUUGCUGGUCUGCCCCGAUCGCGGGGUUAAUUUUACCGCGUGACGGACAAGGUCACCGGUCCUGAAGGGGUUAAACAUCGCUGAUAUUAAAAGGACACUAUAGUCACCAAAACAACUUUAGCCUAAUGAAGCAGUUUUGGUGUAUAGAUCAUGCAACUGCAGUCUCACUGCUCAAUACUCUGCCAUUUAGGAGUUAAAUCACUUUGUUUAUACAGCCCUAGCCACACCUCCCUGCAUGUGACUUACACAGCCUUCUUAAACACUUCCUGCAAAGAGUGAUCUGAUGUUUAAACUUCCUUAACUGCAAAUUCUGUUUAAUUUAGUCUCGAGCACUGUUAAUAGCUUUUUAGACCUUUCUGGAGGCUCCUUUAUGUGAUUAAAGUUCACUUUACAGAGCAAUAAAACAAGCUGUAAUAAUACACAGAGCUGUAAUAAUAAAACAAGCUGUAAUAAUACACAGAGCUGUAAUGGUAAAACAAGCUGUAAUAAUACACAGAGCUGUAAUGAUAAAACCAGCUGUAAUAAUACACAGAGCUGUAAUGAUAAAAAAGCUGUAAUAAUACACAGAGCUGUAAUAAUACACUGAGCUGUAAUAGUAAAACAAGCUGUAAUAAUAAAACAAGCUCUAAUAAUACAUAGAGCUAUAAUACUCAAACAAGCUGUAAUAAUACACAGAGCUGUAAUAAUAAAACAAGCUGUAAUAAUGCACAGAGCUGUAAUAAUAAAACAAGCUGUAAUAGACUGAGAUAGGAUAGGUAGGGGAGGGAGGCCGAGAUAGGAUAGAUAGGGGAGGGAGGCCGAGAUAGGAUAGAUAGGGGAGGGAGGCCGAGAUAGGAUAGAUAGGGGAGGGAGGCUGAGAUCGGAUAGAUAAGGGGAGGGAGGCCGAGAUAGGAUAGAUAAGGGGAGGGAGGCCGAGAUAGGAUAGAUAAGGGGAGGAAGGCCGAGAUAGGAUAGAUAAGGGGAGGGAGGCCGAGAUAGAAUAGAUAAGGGAAGGGAGGCCGAGAUCGGAUAGAUAAGGGGAGGGAGGCCGAGAUAGGAUAGAUAAGGGAAGGGAGGCCGAGAUCGGAUUGAUAGAGGGAGGAGAGUGAGAGGAGGGAUAGAGAGAUGUAGUGAUAGAGGGAGGAGAGUCAGAGGAGGGAUGAAGCGAUGUAUUGAUAGAGGGAGGAGAGUCAGAGGAGGGAUAGAGAGAUGUAUUGAUAGAGGGAGGAGAGUCAGAGGAGGGAUAGAGAGAUGUAUUGAUAGAGGGAGGAGAGUCAGAGGAGGGAUAGAGAGAUGUAUUGAUAGAGUGAGGAGAUUGAGAGGAGGGAUAGAGAGAUGUAUUGUUAGAGGGCGGAGAGUGAGAGGAGGGAUAGAGAGAUGUAUUGAUAGAGGGAGGAGAGUGAGAGGAGGGAUAGAGAGAUGUAUUGAUAGAGGGAGGAGAGUGAGAGGAGGGAUAGAGAGAUGUAUUGAUAGAGGGAGGAGAGUGAGAGAGUGAUAGAGAUGAUGUAGAGAUGGAGGAGAGUCAGAGGAGGGAUGAGAUGCAUUGAUAGAGGGAGGAGAAUCAGGAGGGAUAGAGAGAUGUAUUGAUAGAGGGAGGAGAGUGAGAGGAGGGAUAGAGAGAUGUAUUGAUAGAGGGAGGAGAGUGAGAGGAGGGAUAGAGAGAUGUAUUGAUAGAGGGAGGAGAGUGAGAGGAGGGAUAGAGAGAUGUAUUGAUAGAGGGAGGAGAGUGAGAGGAGUGAUAGAGAGAUGUAUUGAUAGAUGGAGGAGAGUCAGAGGAGGGAUGAAGCGAUGUAUUGAUAGAGGGAGGAGAAUCAGAGGAGGGAUAGAGAGAUGUAUUGAUAGAGGGAGGAGAGUGAGAGGAGGGAGGAGGGGGAGAUGACGCAGAGCUUGCUGGAUCCUCCCCCACUCUCCCCAUUCACUGCAGUGGGAUAAUUCGUCUGUCCCAUCGUAUCUGUGCAUUGGUGGGAGAAUGCCUUCAGCCAGCGACCAUGUGUCAGUAUAGCAGGGACUCCCAGCGUUGUGCCCCCACUAGCCCAGGGGCCUGCUGUGCAUAGGAGCCAUCCCUCCCCUGGCAGGCGAUACAGGAGCUCACUGCAGCAAACAGCAUCACACAGCACACUGCACACUGCCAGCACCUGCAGCAGGACUGCCAGGCACUGACACAUCCAUUACUGGGGGUCCCUCGCUGCUGCUUGUUUUCAUUCCUUUCUUCUGCAUCCCUCUCUCCUCCCUCCCGCUGUCUGUUACAUCCCUCUCUCCAUCCCUUCUCCAACUCAUCCUUUCCUUCUCUCUCCAUACCUUCUCCAAUUCAUCCUUCCCUUCUCUCUCUCCAUCUCUUUAUCUAACUCAUCCUUUCCUUCUCUCUCUCUCCAUCUCUUUCUCCAAUUCAUCCUUUCCUUCUCUCUCUCCAAUUCAUCCUUUCCUUCUCUCUCUCCAUCCCUUCCCCAACUCAUCCUUUCCUUCACUCCGUCUUUCACUUUUCUUUCCUUCUUUCAUUCUCACGCUCGCCUCAUACGACGUACCACUAUCACGGCUUGCUUUAUUAAUAACACCCUAAUGUCAGGAUGAUUAGGGGUGCUCGACCCCUGCCACCCACACCCCCAGAUUCACCCCAGUUACCCUUACCCAGGCCUCACCAACCCCUAACAAUGGGUACCUCUUACCUGAACCUGAUCUCUAAUACCCUUUCCAGCUGGACGCAUGGAUCAGCGAGAAGACGCUAAUGGCGAGGGACACCUCUCGAGACCUGGCGCAAAGACCGCACAAAAAAUGGCUGAAGCACCAGGCAUUCAUGGCGGAGCUCUCCCAGAACAAGGGCUGGCUGGAGAAGAUUGAGAAGGUGAGAUUAAAAAAAUAUAUUUUAUAAUUAUUAGAAUUGGUUAUAAUUCAGCAAGUUGUGAGGAGCUUGUCUGCAAAGCUUGCAAUCUAGGGGACCAUGUGAAAUGGGAAAAUUGGCACAGAGAACCAUAAUAAAGGGAUUACCCACAAUGCUUUGUGCAGGGAUUUAAAGAUGGCUGUGUGUACGUGUCACCUGUUGCAUGACUGAUGCAGGUAGUUAUAACUUUCAGUGGAAAAAUAGAAUGUCUUCAUGCUUGCUUCCUACGGCCGCAGACUUUAGGGUUUAUUAAUUAUACAGUGACGUCCGAACCCUUAGCACUUUCCAGAAAAAAUAACCUAAUUCAGAAAUGAUUUGUGCAUAUCUGCUAUUUAGUAAAAUGUUCAAAUUGGUUGUAAUCCAAACAUAAGUCACUGUUUAUUGAAUAGAGAUCUUCUUGUCUCCAGCAGGAAUCUGUUCUUCCCUACUAUUUAUCAGCUGGGUUUUCCAGCUCUGACCCUCCAGUGUGUGAAUAAUACAUUCAUUAGUACUGUACAGUCCAAAUGUUCCCCAAAAUGCUUCCAUAUAGAGGCAGAUGUUGGCACUGCUCAAAUUAGCAAGGGAUUCUGGGAAGCCUAGUGCCAACAUCUGCUGGGGUGCCAAGCUCACCUGCCCUACUUGCCGUAAGUAUUUUGGGGAACAGGUAGGCGUAUGCUAUGUACUAUUAUUGAAUGCUUUUAAUAAAGUACAAGCCGGAUCCACAUUGAUCAGUGAUCCCUGAUUUCAUUAUUUGCAGAGAUGCGUUGAUCCCCAGUACAUUUAUAGCAGAAAUGACUAAUCGUAGAACUCUAUAUGGACUGCAUCCCUCAUAAAUCACAUGCAGCCUUUCAUUGUGCUAGAGAUUGUGGGCAUUUUUCACUGCCAUGGUAUGCUAUCUCCGAAUUAUAGGAUGAACUCAUUCUUUGUAUGUGGGCUGGCUGCCCCUUCAUAUAAGUAGGAUACAUCCCUUCAGUAGAUGCCGAUAGGUGAAAUAUGCCACGAAUAUUGCCAACAAAGAGCCACGUUUGCCAUAUCGAUAGGUUUAUAAUUGGAAUAUUUCUGUAACUCUACACCAACGUGUUACAGCUGAGUUGGUCACCUAUGCAUAGUUCCAGUACCAUGUGUGAUCGGUCCUGGGGUUAUUCAAUAAAAUGGGUGGUGUGGGAAUCGACCAUGGGAAUUGUUAAUAAUAGAACAAAUUAGCUGAACUCGAAAACCUCUCCAGCUUGGCUACUUUGGCAUCAGAUCUGGAAUUCCCUGGCCCAUUCUCGGAAUCCCCUGUUUUGUGCCCAUUAUAUGCUGGUUGGAACAGAGGGGAGGCUGUGAAGAUAAUGGGUCCAAUUUUGCUCUAGAAAACCUCAUCAAACAAGCUUUUAUCUCGCUUUAAUUCAGUUCCUGAACUGCAGUUCUCAAUAUUGAAAAUGUUUAAAAAAAUAAACCGAGAAAUGAACGAUCUCUAUAUUUUGGCACAUCUAUUGAGCGGUAACAUGAUAUUCAGCAAUACGUUGCAGUGCUGACUUAGCUUCCACACUGCGUCCAGGCGUACAUACCUUCCACUCAGAUCCAACCUGCCUGCUUCAUGGGAGAUACUGCUACAAGGUCACCGAGCUGUUUAAUGCUUAGUUAGGACAAUAUUUACCAAGAAAACAUGGAGCAAAGUGAAAAUGGAUAGGGAUUGACUGAUCAUUUAUAAUAUUAUAAAUUACAACUAUUUAGUGGAUAUCGUCUGAAACUACUCUACGCUUGCCUUAUUAUAAUGGAAAAUCAACGAACCCCACCGCACUCCUGAUAAUAUGCAGGCAUACUCACUAAAACAUCAAAUUUAGGGGAAUUGAAUCCCGAGUUGUAAGGUUUAUGCUGAAACAGAAAAGCCGUGAGCUACAGAGUUAUACACUAAACGCAGGCUUCCCCAAACUCCGGCCCUCCAAUGUUGCUAAACUUCAACUCCCAUGAUUCUAGGAAUGAAAUAGGCUGAGAAUCAUGGGAGUUGUAGUUCAGCAACAUUGGAGGGCCGGAGUUUGGGGAAGCCUGCUCUAAAGUGUGACUUGUCCGUAACUCAAAGGGAAAUAAUCAAAGAGAAUUUUAAAUUGGAGCCCAAUAUUGCUGGACUGAAAACACAAAUCACUAUUUUGUUCGGAAAUUUAAAAUUCACUUUGAAUUAAUUAUUAGUGAUAAUUGGAAAAUUAUUCCAACCGAAUGCCUGUGGUGUUUCAAUUCACCAUCAUUCUCUGUUUAAUGAAAGGGUUAAAGAAUGGAAUGGACAGAUUCAGUCACUGGAGUGAGAAUUUCAAAGUCAAGAUGAAACUAGCCGAACAGGAAACAUUCUCUAAGUCAGCUCGGCUACUCUGGCCUUAAAUUUUAAAUUCUCUUUGAGAAUAAGAAUUGACGAUUUCAGGAAAACCAGACAAGUUGGAAAAUUAACUUAUUUGGAGCACAUUACCAGUUUAAGCUUUUUGUCUAAAUUUCCCAAUUCACAGGUUUUUUUGUUUUUUUAAAACAAACUGUGGAUUCUGUUCCGGAACCAUUUCACAGCUUCUCUCUGUGUCCGUUUGCUAUUGUUUUGUAGAUGCCAAACUUUAAAUGUUAAAGAGCCCUGUGGUAUCACACCGCCAUAUUUACCUUUAAAACAAUAAAUAGGUGUGCGUUUGCAAGACCCUGUGACUGCUGAGCUGGCGAAUUCCCCUGGGGGGUAACAUAGAAUAAGGACCUACUUCUGUCACUAGUGAGGAUGUAUGGAACACGCCAUUCUCCACGAGUCCCCUAUAAACCCAGUUAGAUCCAGAUGGUCCUUCCUGUCUCUAUACGGAACGUGAUUUACCUGUCAGUAAGUAGGAUACAGUCUGCCCCUUGCUGCUUGUUCGUGUGGAUCUGGGGAAUAAAUUAUAUCCCAGCCAAGGAUAUCACAGACUGAGGAUAUAUCCAUCCAGCCAGGGAUAUCACAGACUGAGGAUAUAUCCAUCCAGCCAGGGAUAUCACAGACUGAGGAUAUAUCCAUCCAGCCAGGGAUAUCACAGACUGAGGAUAUAUCCAUCCAGCCAGGGAUAUCCCAGACUGAGGAUAUAUCCAUCCAGCCAGGGAUAUCACAGACUGAGGAUAUAUCAUCCAUCCAGCCAGGGAUAUCCCAGACUGAGGAUAUAUCCAUCCAGCCAGGGAUAUCACAGACUGAGGAUAUAUCCAUCCAGCCAGGGAUAUCACAGACUGAGGAUAUAUCCAUCCAGCCAGGGAUAUCACAGACUGGGGAUAUAUCAUCCAUCCAGCCAGGGAUAUCACAGACUGAGGAUAUAUCAUCCAUCCAACCAGAGAUAUCACAGACUGGGGACAGACUGGGGAUAUAUCAUCCAUCCAGCCAGGGAUAUCACAGACUGGGGAUAUAUCAUCCAUCCAGCCAGGGAUAUCACAGACUGGGGAUAUAUCAUCCAUCCAGCCAGGGAUAUCACAGACUGGGGAUAUAUCACCCAUCCAGCCAGGGAUAUCACAGACUGGGGAUAUAUCAUCCAUCCAUCCAGGAAUAUAUCACAGACUGAUAUAUCAUCCAUCCAUCCAGCCAGGGAUAUCACAUACUGGGGAUAUUUCAUCCAUCCAGCCAGGGAUAUCACAGACUGGGGAUAUAUCAUCCAUCCAUCCAGCCAGGGAUAUCACAGACUGGGGAUAUAUCAUCCAUCCAGCCAGCCAGGGAUAUCACAGACUGGGGAUAUAUCAUCCAUCCAUCCAGGGAUAUCACAGACUGGGGAUAUAUCAUCCAUCCAUCCAGGGAUAUCACAGACUGGGUAUAUAUCAUCCAUCCAUCCAGCCAGGGAUAUCACAGACUGGGUAUAUAUCAUCCAUCCAGCCAGCCAGGGAUAUCACUGACUGGGGAUAUAUCGUCCAUCCAGCCAGGGAUAUCACAGACUGGGGAUAUAUCAUCCAUCCAGCCAGGGAUAUCACAGACUGGAGAUAUAUAAUUUAUCCAGCCAGGGAUAUCACAGACUGGGGAUAUAUCAUCCAUCUAGGGAUAUCACCUGGGAACCUCACAUUACUGGGUAAACUAUAGACUGUAAAUUCGUUUGAGCAGGGUCCUCUUCAACCUAUCGUUCCUGUAAGUUUUCUUGUAAUUGUCCUAUCUAUAGUUAAAACCCCCCUCUCAUAAUAUUGUAAAGCGCUACGGAAUCUGUUGGCGCUAUAUAAAUGGCAAUAAUAAUAACUAGGCACCACAGUAUGGGAUAAACUGGAACCUUGCAUUAUGGGAUAAACUGGGAACCUCACAUUACUGGGAUAAACUGGGAACCUCACAUUAUGGGGUAAACUGGUAACCUCACAUUAUGGGAUAAACCAGGAAACUCGCAUUAUGGGGUAAACUGGUAACCUCACAUUAUGGGAUAAACCAGGAACCUCACAUUACUGGGAUAAACCAGGAACAUCGCAUUAUGGGAUAAACUGGGAACCUCAAAUUACUGGGAUAAACUGGGAACCUCACAUUACUGGGAUAAACUGGGAACCCCACAUUAUGGGAUAAACUGGGAACCUCACAUUAUGGGAUAACCUCACAUUACUGGGAUAAACCAGGAACAUCGCAUUAUGGGAUAAACUUGGAACCUCAAAUUACUGGGAUAAACUGGGAACCUCACAUUACUGGGAUAAACUGGGAACCCCACAUUAUGGGAUAAACUGGGAACCUCACAUUAUGGGAUAAACCAGGAACCUCACAUUACUGGGAUAAACCAGGAACAUCGCAUUAUGGGAUAAACUUGGAACCUCAAAUUACUGGGAUAAACUGGGAACCUCACAUUACUGGGAUAAACUGGGAACCCCACAUUAUGGGAUAAACUGGGAACCUCACAUUAUGGGAUAAACCAGGAAACUCGCAUUAUGGGGUAAACUGGUAACCUCACAUUAUGGGAUAAACCGGGAACCUCACAUUACUGGGAUAAACCAGGAAUAUCGCAUUAUGGGAUAAACUGGGAACCUCACAUUUCUGCGAACCUCAAAUUAUUGGAUAAACUGGGAACCUCAAAUUACUGGGAAAAACUGGGAACCUCACAUGAUGGGAUAAACCGGGAACCUCACAUUACUGGGACCGCCACAUUAUGGGAUAAACUGGGAACCUCACAUGAUGGGAUAAACUGGGAACCUCGCAUUAUGGGAUAAACUGGGAACCUCACAUUACUGGGACCUCCACAUUAUGGGAUAAACUGGAAACCUCACAUUAUGGGAUAAACCAGGAACCUCACAACCUCGCAUUAUGGGAUAAACUGGGAACCUCCCAUUAUGGGAUAAACCGGGAACCUCACAUUACUGGGAUAAACCGGGAACCUCACAUUACUGGGAUAAACCGGGAACCUCACAUUACUGGGAUAAACUGGGAACCCCACAUUAUGGGAUAAACUGGGAACCUCACAUUACUGGGAUAAACUGGGAACCUCACAUACUGGGAUAAACUGGGAACCUCACAUUAUGGGAUAAACUGGGAACCUCACAUUACUGGGAUAAACCAGGAACAUCGCAUUAUGGGAUAAACUGGGAACCUCACAUUACGGGAUAAACUGGGAACCUCACAUUAUGGGAUAAAUUGGGAACCUCGCAUUAUGGGAUAAACCAGGAACCUCAUAUUUCUGGAUAAACCAGGAACCUCACAUUAUGGGAUAAACCGGGAACCUCGCAUUAUGGGAUAAACUGGGAACCUCACAUUACUGGGAUAAACCAGGAACCUCGCAUUAUGGGAUAAACUGGGAACCUCACAUUACUGUGAUAAACCAGGAACCUCGCAUUAUGGGAUAAACUGGGAACCUCACAUUACGGGAUAAACUGUGAACCUCGCAUUACUGGGAUAAACAGGGAACCUCACAUGAUGGGAUAAACUGGGAACCUCACAUGAUGGGAUAAACCGGGAACCUCACAUUAUGGGAUAAACCUGGAACCACGCAUUAUGGGAUAAACCGGGAACCUCAAAUUAUGGGAUAAACCGGGAACCUCAAAUUAUGGGAUAAACUGGGAACCUUAAAUUAUGGGAUAAACUGGGAACCUCACAUUACUGGAUAAACUGGGAACCUCACAUUACUGGGAUAAACUGGGAACCUCACAUGAUGGGAUAAACUGGGAACCUCACAUGAUGGGAUAAACCGGGAACCUCACAUUACUGGAAACCUCACAUUAUGGGAUAAACCUGGAACCACGCAUUAUGGGAUAAACCGGGAACCUCAAAUUAUGGGAUAAACCGGGAACCUCAAAUUAUGGGAUAAACUGGGAACCUUAAAUUAUGGGAUAAACUGGGAACCUCAGAUUACUGGGGUAAACUGGGAACCUCACAUUAUGGGAUAAACUGGGAACCUCACAUUAUGGGAUAAACUGGGAACCUCACAUUACUGGGAUAAACCGGGAACCUCACAUUACUGGGAUAAACCGGGAACCUCCCAUUAUGGGAUAAACCGGGAACCUCCCAUUAUGGGAUAAACCGGGAACCUCACAUUACUGGGAUAAACCCGGAACCUCCCAUUACUGGGAUAAACCAGGAACCUCACAUUAUGGGAUAAACUGGGAACCUCGCAUUAUGGGAUAAACCGGGAACCUCACAUUACUGGGAUAAACCAGGAACCUCACAUUACUGGGAUAAACCAGGAACCUCACAUUAUGGGAUAAACUGGGAACCUCGCAUUAUGGGAUAAACUGGGAACCUCACAACCUCGCAUUAUGGGAUAAACUGGGAACCUCACAUUACUGGGAUAAACCGGGAACAUCCCAUUAUGGGAUAAACCAGGAACCUCACAUUACUGGGAUAAACCAGGAACCUCACAUUACUGGGAUAAACCAGGAACCUCAGAUUACUGGGAUUAACUGGGAACUUCGCAUUAUGGGAUAAACUGGGAACCUCACAACCUCGCAUUAUGGGAUAAACUGGGAACCUCACAUUACUGGGAUAAACCGGGAACCUCCCAUUAUGGGAUAAACCAGGAACCUCACAUUACUGGGAUAAACUGAGAACCUCACAUUACUGGGAUAAACCAGGAACCUCACAUUACUGGGAUAAUCCAGGAACCUCACAUUACUGGGAUAAACUGGGAACCUCGCAUUAUGGGAUAAACUGGGAACCUCGCAUUAUCGGAUAAACUGGGAACCUCACAACCUCGCAUUAUGGGAUAAACUGGGAACCUCCCAUUAUGGGAUAAACCGGGAACCUCACAUUACUGGGAUAAACUGGGACCUCGCAUUACUGGGAUAAACUGGGAACCUCACAUUAUGGGAUAAACUGGGAACCUAACAUUACUGGAUAAACAGGGAGCCUCACAUGAUGGGAUAAACCGGGAACCUCACAUUACUGGAUAAACUGGGAACCUCACAUUAUGGGAUAAAUUGGGAACCUCACAUUAUGGGAUAAACCGGGAACCUCACAUUAUGGGAUAAAUUGGGAACCUCGCAUUAUGGGAUAAAUUGGGAACCUCACAUUAUGGGAUAAACCGGGAACCUCACAUUAUGGGAUAAAUUGGGAACCUCACAUUAUGGGAUAAACUGGGAACCUCACAACCUCACAUUAUGGGAUAAAUUGGGAACCUCGCAUUAUGGGAUAAACCAGGAACCUCACAUUAUGGGAUAAACUGGGAACCUCACAACCUCGCAUUAUGGGAUAAACUGGGAACCUCACAACCUCGCAUUAUGGGAUAAACCGGGAACCUCACAUUACUGGGAUAAACCGGGAACCUCGCAUUAUGGGAUAAACCAGGAAACUCGCAUUAUGGGAUAAACCGGGAACCUCACAUUAUGGGAUAAACCGGGAACCUCACAUUACUGGGAUAAACCAGGAACCUCACAUUAUGGGAUAAACCGGGAACCUCACAUUAUGGGAUAAAUUGGGAACCUCGCAUUAUGGGAUAAACCAGGAACCUCACAUUACUAGGAUAAACUGGGAACCUCACAUUACUGGGAUAAACCAGGAACCUCCCAUUACUGGGAUAAACUGGGAGCCUCACAUUACUGGGAUAAACCAGGAACCUCACAUUACUGGGAUAAACUGGGAACCUCACAUUAUUGGGAUAAACCAGGAACCUCCCAUUACUGGGAUAAACUGGGAACCUCACAUGAUGGGAUAAACUGGAAACCUCACAUUAUGGGAUAAACCAGGAACCUCAUAUUUCUGGAUAAACCAGGAACCUCACAUUAUGGGAUAAACCAGGAACCUCACAUUACUGGGAUAAACCGGGAACCUCACAUUACUGGGAUAAACCGGGAACCUCACAUUACUGGGAUAAACCAGGAACCUCACAUUACUGGGAUAAACUGGGAACCUCACAUUACUGGGAUAAACCAGGAACCUCACAUUACUGGGAUAAACCAGGAACCUCACAUUACUGGGAUAAACCAGGAACCUCCCAUUAUGGGAUAAACUGGGAACCUCACAUUAUGGGAUAAACCGGGAACCUCACAUUACUGGGAUAAACUGGGAACCUCACAUUACUGGGAUAAACCGGGAACCUCACAUUACUGGGAUAAACUGGGAACCUCACAUUACUGGGAUAAACCGGGAACCUCCCAUUAUGGGAUAAACUGGGAACCUCACAUUACUGGGAUAAACUGAGAACCUCACAUUACUGGGAUAAACCAGGAACCUCACAUUAUGGGAUAAACUGGGAACCUCGCAUUAUGGGAUAAACUGGGAACCUCACAACCUCGCAUUAUGGGAUAAACUGGGAACCUCCCAUUAUGGGAAAAACUGGGAACCUCACAACCUCGCAUUACUGGGAUAAACUGGGAACCUCACAACCUCACAUUAUGGGAUAAACUGGGAACCUCACAACCUCGCAUUAUGGGAUAAACUGGGAACCACUUUAUCUCACUAGUAUAUUAAGAGGUAAAAUUUCACCCUUAAUGUGUGAAUUGUUUUUUUCUGUUAAAAGAAGCAUGAGAAAUCCUUAUAAAUUUCACAAGUUUGGGGAGAUUAUAAAACCAUUGUAAGAGAAUGUCUGGGCAAAAUGUCUAAUAUUGGGCUUGAUUUAAUAUUUUUGGAUAAGCUUUUAGAAUGAUUUAAAAUGUUGAUAUCUUGUGUUAUAUUGAUAUAUUUUCAUAUAUUAAUAUUUUGAAAAAAUCUUUUUAAAAGGUUAUCCAAACAUAGUAAAUAGUUAAAUAGAUGCCAUUGUCCUGUUACCUGUGACUAAUUGAAUCUCCGUAAAUUUGGGGUAGGUAUGAGUCUUUAAGGAAAACUUGCAGCUUGUGGUACGCAAUGAGGUACCAUUAUUGGUUGACAUGAACACUAGCAGGGAAACCUUGAUAUAUGAUUCAUUCAGUUAGGUUUAAUUUGUACAGGAAGGAAACCAGCUUAUCCAAGAGAAGCCGGAGCUGGCCGGGGUGGUGAAGAAGAAGAUUGAGGAGAUCCGACAGUGUUGGGUUGAACUUGAGUCUAGUACACAGGAGAAGGCACAGCAACUCUUCCAUUGUAACAAGGCGGACCUGGUGGUUCAAAACUAUUCUGACCUCGGCAAAAGGCUUCAUAGAUUGGAAGAACAACUGCAGCCAGUGGAACAUGUUCCAGAUGUCUCCAAUGUUAAUACACAACUAAAAAAGCUUGAGGUGGGUUUGCUUAUUGUUAAGUAUUAAGUCUUGAUUUAUUGGUUAUAGAUACGUCAACGUAUAUCAACGUCCAUGUCCAUACGUCAAUGUCCAUGGUUGAUAUGGUGGCCUUAUGUCUAUAUCCAUAUAACAUGGCCAUUUUUUAUGCUUUCAUUAAACUGGUCUCCGAACAGAGUACAAUGUUGUCACCAAUUUCAAUAUGUAACCAUAGAGUAGACCUAUCUGGUCGAUUUCUCAUUACGUCCUUUCACGUCACAUUAUAUAUUGUGUUAACAUGCUCUAAAGUGAUUCAGCAGUUUCUAAAACAAUUAUAAUAAAAUCUGUUUUCAAGCUAUUUCUCACAUGCAAAGUAAAACGAGGCAACAAAGAGUUGGAUAUUCUCCUGUUAUUUAAAGGGUCAAUGUUAUGCCCAAUCGUAGACUCCUUUUGGAGAUCCCGAGUAUUUUUUUUCAUACUUCUGGUACCAGGUUUGGCUGUUAGAUCAGAGUAGAUUCAUCAAGGAAGGUAAUAGUUGGCCAUUGUCGGCUGUGCACUAUAAGGACCAAUGCCCUAUAACACUGUGACAUUAUAUGGCAGUCAUUAAAUGUCAGAAAGUGGCCUACAGCUGAUUUGCCUUAAGCUUCGGAGCACGCAUAAUAGUCUGCUGCUGGAUCCUUAAAACAGAAUGCUUGAUACAUUAGUAAUUUAUUGCAUUCAAAGAAUUGUAGGCUAUGAACAAUUGGAGGGCCAUAGUUUGUGAUCAAACAGUUCUCAAACUCUCUCAAGGAAUUUUCCAAUACUUUCAGAGAAUGGUUUCAUUGUGAGCAUUUCUAUGUCCUGUCUCUGUAAUAUUUAUGAGCCCUUGCAAUGUUGCAAUGGAUAAACCAUGGAGCAAAUGCAAGUUACCUGCGGGCUAUCUAAAAUCCCAAUGCACAUUUAAAUAGCUGGAGGUUUUAGUACAACUUCAAUGGGCACUAGAUUGUAAGCUAACCUGCCACAUCAAGGCAAAACCUCUAAAAAAGAAAAAAAGGCACUUACUAUUCACUUUGCUGCUUUCAGCUAAAAUAUCGUGACAGUGAAGGUAUUCUUAUUAACCCUUAAUAGGAUAGACAUGUGGUGCCAUUGCUGCUGCCCAGGAGUAGUGGGAGUGUGAGCACAGAGCUCAGUUGUGUGUGUAUGUAAACCAUGACCUGUGAGAGAUGGCAAAGAUUGGACCUGUAAUCCCCUCGGAGAAUAAUCCACCUGUAGCUCUGCAGCUGCUGACAAACUGUGACCACAUGAUGUCCAGCCAACAGCAGCUGCAGAGAGCCAAGCUGACUAUUCUAUACUUCAUUGUUACAAAGUGACCAUGGUGGACCAGAAUACUUUAUCGUGUUCCGUGUACAUAUCAUAGUUUGGGGCGGGAGGGACGGGUUGUACGUGGAUCUGUUGUUUACAUCCAAUGUGCUUUUCCAUCCAACAGUGAGCCAUUCUCCCCUUUAAUCGGCAUGUGGCAGAUAGCGCCAGAAUAACCAUCCAACAUCACUAAGCAGUUUGUGUCUCAGCCCAAACUGCUUGCCUGCAUCAGGGUACAGUAGUCCUGUGUGUUAUCUCUCCAAAUCAUCCUUCAUCUCCACUCCUUCCUUCUCACGUCUUGCUUCUUUCUGGCUGUACUUCUCUGUGUCUCAGGGGGAUUCAUUUAAAACUUGAGUAUACCUAAAAAAAUCAAAAGAAGGACAUUGUAUUUGUAAUUUAGUUUUGAUGUAGAAUUCUGUGAUUCCGAUUGCAUUAUCGUUAUGCUAAGAUCAGUUUAAAUGUGGGAUUCCGUCUCUAUAUUCAGCUUGCUUUGAUGAAGUGAUAUCCUCGUUGCUAAAUUUAGCACAAAAAAAUCCAAUUGGAUACCGAAAAAAAACUCCCCAACAUGCGGAUUUUUACAGCUGGUGAAUGGCUUGUCACUUAAUCAAAAUCUCAAAACUCAAAGUGUAGUUAUUGCCCCUAAAAAAUAGCAACACAUCCCGUAAAUGAAAGGGGAUUCUUCUACGUUUGUUUUAUUUUAAAUAUCACUAAAUAUCUUACAGUAUUUUGGAGUUUGACCCAAUUCCUUUUGCUCCCCCCCGCCCCCCGCCCAUCCCUUCGGGGAUCAUUGGGGUUUUAUCACAUAGAAAGGAUUUUGGGGCCAAUAUAGCCCAGUUAAUCUAGGUGCAUUGGAGACGUUUACACGCUUAUUGUGUCGUAAAAUGUGUAGGGGUCACUGAUACAGGGUCAGAGAGGGCUUUAUCAGCAUUUAGGGACUGGUCCCUUUGGAAUAUUUCACAUUCUUUUAGCACAGCCUUUAACCCUCUGCCUGUGAGAGCAGAUUCAUUUUUGCUUCCGAAAUGGUUACAUAAUGGGCUUUGUUUGCUAAGUUGGGAAUUGUGGAGAUGUGACAGAGAAACUGUAAGUAUUAGACCAAUUGGGAAACUUUUUUCUGUUACUUCGUCCUAAACUUUGCAAACGUUCCCUGCCUGCUUCCCUCAAUUCUUGGUUUAACGAAUAAACGCCAUAGUGCCACAGCUUCUGAAACUGACUGAAGUAUCUGCAGCGCUGGGGGUGGGAGAUGUGACUUCUGUAAACGUAGUCAAGUUUAAAUGAAUUCUCCUUCUCUUCUCUCUCCUGUACUUCCUUCAAGACUGAAUUGAUAGAACGAAAUUGUAUGAAGAAUUAUAACAAUUGUAACAAGAAUUAGCAUUAAAAAAACUAGGACUUGCCUCGGUAAGUCCCCUAUUUACAGCCACAGGGGUCUACUUUAAUCAGGAAAUAGAUAACCACUGGAGUCCUGCACCAGUCGCAUAAUAAGUUAGAAAGAAAUAGAAUAAUAGAAAGUGAGCAACCAAUCAGAAAGGCAGCCAAGUGUACGCGGUGUACUGACUAUUAGUGAAAGUGAUUUAUAGAUAAAAUGUCAUGACACGUUCAGACGUUACCUUUAUUUAUGUACGGUGAGAGCCAGAGGUCUAGUUGUAGUGAGCGAUGGCUGACCAUUAUAAAGCAGGACUAGGGAACAUGUAAAGGAUGAUCUUAUUUAAUGUAAGAAUAUUAUUAUUUUCCAAUUGAUUAAUUGUUAUAAAUGAAAAAUAUAAUUUGCAAAACUUAGGCCAUUAAAUACCAAAUGUGGAAAUCUAACAUUAUAAAUUGAGCAAACUGUAUUUUCAUUUCUCAAAACAGAGCAGGAUCAGUCUUUGGAAACAUUGCAGACAGUUUUGUGCCAUUUCUUUGGUGAUGUAACAGAUUUAUCAAUUUUUCUAACACUUUUUUCUGCUUGAAAGGUGGUUUUGUGUUUUCACUUCUAUUUUUUUCCUCCACUCUAAAUUGGUCAUCAGUUUGCUCCCAUUCUGUAGGCCAUUGUAUCUCCAAUGAAAGACCAGGAGGGGGCCUCUUGCCCCACUGUCUUAGCUCUCCGUUUGCUCCCUUUUCGUAGGCCAUAGUAUCUUUAAUGGAAGACCAGGCCGGGCCUCUUGCCCCAAUGUCUUAGCUCUGUUUGCUCCCUUUACGUAGGCCAUGGUAUCUCCAAUGGAAGACCAGACGGGGCCUCUUGCCCCACUGUCUUAGCUCUCCAUUUGCUCCCUUUCCGUAGGCCAUGGUAUCUCCAAUGGAAGACCAGGCAGGGCCUCUUGCCCCACUGUCUUAGCUCUCUGUUUGCUCCCUUUCCGUAGGCCAUGAAACCUUUAAUGGAAGACCAGGGAGGGCCUCUUGCCCCAAUAUCUUAGCUCUCAGUUUGCUCUCUUUCCAUAGGCCAUGGUCCCUUUAUUUGAAGACCAGGUAGGGCCUUUUGCUUUGAUGUCUUAAUUCUCUGUUUGCUUCCUAUCCGUAGGCCAUGGUAUCUCCAAUGGAAGACCAGGCAGGCAGGGCUUCUUGCCCCAAUAUCUUAGCUCUCAGUUUGCUCCCUUUCUGUAGGCCAUAGUAUCUCCAAUGGAAGACCAGGGGGGCCUCUUGCCCCACUGUCUUAGCUCUCCGUUUGCUCCCUUUCCAUAGGCCAUGGUAGCUUUAAUGGAAGACCAGGGGGGGCCUCUUGUCCCACUGUCUUAGCUCUCCGUUUGCUCCCUUUUCAUAGGCCAUGGUAUCUUUAAUGGAAAACCAGGCAGGGCCUCUUGCCCCAAUAUCUUAGCUCUGUUUGCUCCCUUUCCGUAGGCCAUGGUAUCUCCAAUGGAAGACCAGGUGGGGCCUCUUGCUCCACUGUCUUAGCUCUCCAUUUUCUCCCUUUCCGUAGGCCAUGGUAUCUCCAAUGGAAGACCAGGCAGGGCCUCUUGCCCCACUGUCUUAGCUCUCUGUUUGCUCCCUUUCCGUAGGCCAUGAAACCUUUAAUGGAAGACCAGGGAGGGCCUCUUGCCCCAAUAUCUUAGCUCUCAGUUUGCUCUCUUUCCAUAGGCCAUGGUCCCUUUAUUUGAAGACCAGGUAGGGCCUUUUGCUUUGAUGUCUUAAUUCUCCGUUUGCUUCCUAUCCAUAGGCCAUAGUAUCUCCAAUGGAAGACCAGGCAGGCAGGCAGGGCCUCUUGCCCCAAUAUUUUAGCUCUGAGUUUGCUCCCUUUACGCAUGCCAUGGUCCCUUUGAUCUGGAAAACCAGGCAUGGCAUCUUGCCCCAAUAUCUUAGCUCUCAGUUUGCUCCCUUUCCAUAGGCCAUGGUAUCGCCAACGGAAGACCAUGGAGUGCCUCUUGCCCCAGUGUCUUAGCUCUCAGUUUGCUCCCUUCAUACAGACCAUGGAAUCUCAGAUGGAGGAAUGGUAUAAAGAAAUGGGAAUGCUUCAAGCUCAGAUCGCCUCCCUCCCUCUGGACGUGGCAAGCCAAGAGGCCGUGGAGGAGAAACAGAACGAAGUCGGGACCAGGAUCGUCCGCCUGAUUGAGCCUCUCAAGGAGCGCAGAAGGAUCCUUUUGGCUUCAAAAGAGGUGCAUCAGGUCACACGAGACCUAGAGGAUGAAAUUGUGAGUAUAAAAUCAUUAAUCUCAUUACAGAAUAGAGUCAUCAAUCAUCAUUUAUAGAGGAGAUAAUGGAACGUUUUAGGAACAAAUCAAUUCCUGUGUAUUAAAUAAUGGAAAAUAUACAAGGACAAAACAUUUCCUGCACAGAAAGACUGACGGUUCUUGUAGUAGAAGGGGAUAUUAUGACCGGUUUAUGGACUUAGUGAGGGGAUCAAGUUAAGGAUUCUAUGGGUAUGUCGGAUCUUUCUGCUGAUGUCUUAUUAUUUUCUGUGUUUGACUUGUGCCAGUUCUGGGUCCAAGAGAGACUCCCGCUCGCCACAUCCAAGGAGUAUGGAAGCAACUUGCAAACGGUGCAGCAGUUUACCAAGAAAAACCAGGUGAGAGGCCGACUUGGAGUCCCACCUCCAGCAACCUGCGAACAGCUCGGGCAUUUAUGAAUGGUCAAAUGUCUGGACAGCAAGCACAAUCAGUCCAGUUUCUCUUCCAGUGACCACGAGCUGGGAAGGGAGCUGUGGAGACACACUAUCACCUCUCUACAAAUCUCCUCUCCUGGCCCGUCCGUAACUGGAGAUAUGCGAAUUAAUACAAAGCACAGGUGCAGGGGUAGACAAUUUACGGCAAUCCAGAUAUUUUGGACUACAUCUCAGCUGAUGCUUUGCCAGCAUUUUGGUUGUAAGAGCAUUAUGGGAGAUGUAGUCCAAAACACUGAGAGAGCUGAAGGUUACCCUGGGUUAGGGUGUGAACUAACCAACUCCCAGCCAUGAGCACCUCUGCUUUGCAUGACAUUGUCCCAGACACAGAAAAUCUGAUAUAGCAUGUUUUCAUACUGUCCCAGAAUGCCAUUAGGAAUAUGCAAAUAAUCCCAGAACCUUUUUCACAUUCCACCUGAAAAUCACAAGUGUAUAUUAUUUAAGGAAGGGUCAGACAGUCCUGCUGUGUGUUUUACAGUUGAUCAAAGCAUGCAAUCUGUUUGUAAGGCUCCGAGACAGUCACAAAAUGUAAGAAAAAUACCCAACUCAUCAAUACUUUGCACUUAACAUCAAUCUGCAAUUUUUAUUUUUUAAAUUUUUUUAGUGCAGUUUGGUGUUUAGUCAGUAAACCCCACUGGUUAUUUGAGAAUAUAUUUAUUACUGCUAAAAUGUAUUUAUAAUUGUAGAAUGUAUAGAUUUUUGGAUAAUAUAUUACUUUUUGUACAAUGUGUUAUUUGGGUAUUACUGAUUAUUGGAAAAUGCAUUGAUUAUGGCUGCAUAUAUUCAUUAUUGGAGAAUGCAUUGACGGUCGUUGAAUGUAUUGAUUGUUAUAGAAUGAGUGGAUUAUCAGAGAAUCUAUUGACUAUUGACCUUUUCUGCUAGAACCUGCGACGUGAGAUCCAGGUCCAUUCGUCUCGCGUUGAUGACCUUUUGGAGCGAGCUGGAGCCAUCGCAAGUAUCCGGACUCCAGAAGCAGAGGGUGUGCGUAUUGGCUACGAGAACCUGCGUGAGAUGUGGGACCUGCUCCGAGAGCAAUCUGAACGGAGGCAGCAGCUUCUCGAUAUCAGUUACCAGGUCCAGCAGUAUUACUUUGAUGUGGGAGAGGUGGAGACGUGGCUCAGCGAGCAGGAACUUCUCAUGAUGAACGAUGAUAAGGGCAAGGUGAGACCCAGACAUCGCAGACUGCAGGGGGGUUCACAGUGACACUCAGAGGCUGUAAAAUGAGAAAAAGCUGUAGUUUUAGCUGAUUGGAAGCAUCCGUGAUGCACAUAUUAAUUUUGAAUGUAGAUACCAAAAGGAUUGUAAAAAAACCAUACAGAACAUACUUAUAGACAAAAUAAUAAGCAAUUUCUGUGUAAUAAAUCAAAGUAGAGGUAAUGCUGUGCUUAUAUUCCGAGGGGAAAAGAAAGUGGGGUAGUAGCAUUGUCCUUUUAACAGUCACCAUGCUCCUUCUUAAUUCUCUAUCUCCUUUAUAUUCCUCCCCUUUCCCUUCUUUCUAUUUAUUAUCCCCCUCAGCCUUCUUAAUCGCUCACAUCUUACUCUCCUUUCUCUAAUAACCAUCUCUCUCUUCUCUCACCCAUCCUUUUUCUCUCCGUUCUCUCUCCCCCUUUUUGGAUAUAUUACGCAGCCGUGGGGAUCUGUGCCACCCUUUCAGAAAUGUGAUUUUUCAAAACUCGACUGUCUGAUGUACCUUUAACUCUCUCCCCAGGAUGAACAAAGCACACUUCAACUCCUGAAGAAGCACCUUAUGGUGGAACAAACCAUUGAGAACUACGAGGAGACGAUUGCACAGCUCUCCCGGCAAUGCCGCAGCCUUCUUGAUCUGGGCCACCCAGACAGGUGAGAGGGUGACAUUCUGUACUCCCAUCAAACCUGCAUGCUUUGUCUGAGCCAAUAUGUUUCAGCUCCUUGUUGUUGCAUUUAAUAUUUCCUUACACAGUCCAUUUAUCUAGUGUACAUAAUACCUGAGACAAUGUAUACUGCUGAGCUGACAUCUUCAUUCACCUGAGCCACCAGUACAUGACCAAUUAGCUCAACCUCACCUGGGGCCGGGAAAUAACGCUCGCCCUCCGGCUUAGACGAGAGACCAUGUGCAGGAGUAAAUAUUGCAAGCAGAUUCUUAGAAGUAAAAACUGUAAAAUUAAAGUAUUAUUAUCAUCCAGGGUAUUUCCUAAAUUUCCACUUGGAUCAAAAUCAGGACAACUCUCCCAAUGAACUCAGCAGGAGUACUGGGUGUCUUUGGAUGAUCCUUUCUGGAGCUUGGGGACAUUGAGUUCCUCAAAUUCUGCUGAAGAACUCUCAGCCCCCAAAAUCCAGGGCAUAGAUAAUGUGAAAAAGGAAAUAACAUUUAGAUAAACAGACAGUUUAAAAACAUAUAUAUAUAUUUUCAUGUAACGUUUCGGUUUUGGUCACUGGGCCAUCACAGGGAUAUAGGUCAUGACAUCAGGUUCCUCAAUACCUAAAAUUCUAAGUUCUGGAUGCAGCUGUUCCCCUGGUGCAGAUAUUUCUCCAAAGUCUCCUUUGGGAUAUUUUAGUGGGUUUCAAUGACUGGGAGCAGUUGUGCAUUGAUGCUGCAGGUUUUAGUUUUCAUAGAGACCUCUGUUGUAAUGUGCUCUCAACUAAUGCACUGACUACUGUCUUUGCAUAGCGAGCAGAUAAGUAGGCGUCAGUCACAGAUUGAUCGGCUCUACGUGUCUCUGAAGGACCUGGUGGAAGAGAGGAAAGUGCGCCUGGAGCAGCAGUAUUGGCUUUACCAGUUAAGUCGGGAAGUGGAUGAGCUAGAGCAGUGGAUUGCAGAGAAAGAGGUGGUGGCUGGAUCUCCUGAGCUCGGCCAGGACUACGAGCAUGUCACGGUAAGUGUCUCCAUGAGUGGCAAAGGAUAUAGUUUGAAAACCCUGUAUGCAGUUCUGUCUUGUAUCAUGAUUACUUCAACUGUAUCUAGUGGGAAUCUGGAGAAGCAGCUAUUUUCAUUCGUUUAUAUAAGUUCACAGAAAGUAGACCUUUUUUUUUGCCUUGUACUUCAACGUCCAUGAUCAAUGUUACAUUUUUCUUCUAGCUUCUGCAGGAGAAGUUUACCGAGUUUGCCAAUGAAACAGGCAGCAUUGGGCACGAACGCAUUUCUGCUGUCAACCAGAUGGUGGAUGAGCUUAUUGACUAUGGUCAUGCGGAUGCAGCCACCAUAGCCGAAUGGAAGGAUGGCGUGAACGAGGCAUGGGCCGACUUGUUGGAGUUGAUGGAGACUCGGGCUCAAAUGCUAUCUGCUUCUCAUGAACUACACAAGUUCUUUAAUGACUGUAAAGAGGUCCUCUCCCAGGUGGAGGAGAAGAAGCAGAGACUGCCAGAAGUAAAAGCCCAAGAGGGCAAGUUGUCAGCUGGAUGUUUGCAAAGGAUUCUGAGCUCUUUCGAACAUGAUAUCCAGAUCCUUGUCACUCAGGUGAUUAACGGAGAAGCCCAUUGAUAAAAUAUUUGUUCUGAUUUUUCUUGCAGUUCCAUACAAUUUCCGUUAGAGUAGAGCUUAUGACAUUCCUGGUUCAAGUGUAGGAUAUUCCGCUCUGGGCAAUAUGUUAGCGCUAAAUUAAUAAUUGUAAUUGUACGACAAAGAUCCUGGUGACUGAGAUAAAAGACUUUCUUAUGAUACCUAGAUAAAUAGAAACUAUUGAUAACGUAAUGUCAGGGCCUACUUUAAUCAAUAUGCAGCAUUUAUGAGGAUAAUCCCCAAAAAAGGAAAUGUUUAAUUGUAAAUCAUUUUUUAAACAUAAUAGGUACGGCAGCUCCAGGAGAACGCGGCACAGCUACGCACAGUCUACGCCGGCGAGAAUGCGGCUGCCAUUGUUACCAGCGAGCAGGAAGUAAUGCGGUCUUGGAAAGAAUUGCUGAGCGCUUGUGAAGACUGCCGACUGCAGAUCACCACCACCACUGACCGCAUGAAGUUCCUCAAUCUGGUGAAGGACCUUAUUUCAUGGAUGGAGAGUAUCAUCUGUCAGAUCGGGACGGGAGAGAAGCCAAGGUAACAGACAGCAAUAUGUCUCUAGCUAUAAACGGUCUUUAAUAAACACAGGACCACCUCUGUCUGUCUCCAACUUAAAAAAAAUAUCAUAGAUCAUCAGGGUUAUUACGUACACAAAGUAGCCAAAAUAGCAGAGUUUGAGAUUUUUUUUAGAGUUUGAGGAUUUCCAUGAUCAAUUAUUCCUUUAAAAUUAUAGAUGAGGAUCAACCAGUUUUGUAAGGAAAUCAUUCACACUAUUUGUUCGUUGUGCUUGUCGUAUUUCCUAACAGAAACUAGAAAAAGCACGGCUCGUCCAAUUUUCGGUUUGUUUGUUUUCUGUGUCUUCGUAUAGAUAGAAUCUUUCUUGUUUUCUAUGCUUAGCACAACAAACCAAUGAUCUUAGAUAAAGUUUUCUCCACGGCCGUUCCAGACUAUGAUUCAUUUGGGUCCAUCUGAUUGUACAGGUCUCUGAUUAAGCAUUAGUUUUCUUGUCUUUAGCCGCGUUUCUCGUUCUUUCGAUCCCCAGUCUUUCUCUUGCCCACGCGACUUGUGGCUCAUUUAAUCAAUCUCAAAUUCGUUGCCAUCUGUUAACAGGCCACAACAGGGAAUGUUUCAGCUCUCUGUGUCUUCUGGAAAAGUUCAAAAGAACAAGCACUUCAUGUAGUUUUGCAAAUAAUAACUGACAAUAACAUGUGGAGCCUUUAACAAAGACUGUACGUGGUCCAAAAUCUAAAAUAAAUUGUAGGAAUAAUUCUAUACAGAAUGCCGCAUUGUUAUAGUUUGUGAUACACUGUAUGUACAGGAUGAGUCAGAAGCCCCCCGCGUCCCCCUCUCAAACACCCACUGCUUGCUUAAUGAUUGAUUCAUUUCAAUAUUGCCAUAAAGUAAUAGACUUGUGGGUGGACAUUACUUCCCCUAAGCCUCACCUGAGUGCAUUAACAUUGCAGGGAUACUAUAGAUCAUGGCUAAUACACUAAAACACAUUAAAAACGAUAAGAAUCAUAAGAAAUAAAUCACAUUUAAUGUUCCUACGUUUGCUGCACGUUUACAAGUGUUGCAUCUUCUGUAGAGAGUUCUGCACAGACUAGAAUUGACUCAGCCAGUCGUUACUUUAUAUAGCACAGGGUGAGCUUAAUCCUCUAUCAGUGCUUUAUGGACACAUCAAGGGAUUCUGGGAGUUGUAGUUCAAUUAUUGGAUUCUACUGCAGAUAUCACGCCAAUUGGUACAAGAAUAUUACUGGAAUACACAGGGAAUCCCUGCGGAAUGAGAAGGGGGUUAGAAAUAGUCGUCCAUUGGAUCAAAACUAAUUAUUAUUUAUUUUACAAAACAAAAGCCUAAUUUUCUGUUUCCAUUGCAAUAUGUGGGGUGUACUGCACAGUGAGGGACAUUAUGAACCGCAAUGCACAGAAUGUGACAGAGAGCAUGCCGUGCGGGAUUCCAAGCAUAUCCUGGCCUUAGAUUAGUGGGAGUUUCAUUAAUUCAGCCUCUGGGAGUGGGGCUGCAGAAGGAGAUAAUGUAAUUCUCUCUCCAUAGAUCCUCUCCCAGCAUGUCAUUAGGGAUAGCCACUGCAAGGUAGUGUACAUCCCACCAAUCUCAGAUUGAGAAAGAUUUCCACUGAAAUGCUAACUGCUUAACCAAAUAACAAUCAGCACUGCAGGCCCCAGCCGGGCAUUUACCAGGAAAAGAGUCAGAUCAAAACGUUGAUUGUCAUUUAAUGGUUAAAUCAACAUUCAUCACAAGACCUGGGAGUGCUGUUCAUAAUUUAUUUGAGAGAGAGAGAGAGAGAGAGAGAGAGAGUGAGAGUGUGUGUGUGUGUGUGUGUGUGUAUAUAUCUAUCUAUCUCAACAGGUGUGGUUUGCUGGGUGUUAAGAGCCAAUAAUAAUAAUAAAAAAAGUAACUAGGAAAGGUACAUUCAGAUUACUCUGGUUUCCAAGUACAUCUUGCCCAACAUCCAGAGGAUGGUUUAGCUGUGUUCUGAUUCGCAAUGACUGAGGGCUCGGCCUUGUGUUUCGGUGAUAAUUGAAUGAAGCAUUGUUCAGGGAUAUGUGAGUGAAUGAAAAACUCUGCUGUGUGGUUCAGCAAUGCAUGGCUCCAUAGCACGAUUUCAGAAUAAAUUGCUCUGCACUGGGGUUCUGUGAUUAAUAAAUUGCUCUGCAGUAGGGUUCUGUGAUUUAAUAAAUUGCUCUGCAGUGGGUUUCCGUGAUUAAUAAAUUGCUCUGCAGUGGGUUUCCAUGAUUAAUAAAUUGCUCUGCACUGGGGUUCUGUGAUUAAUAAAUUGCUCUGCAGUGGGGUUCUGUGAUUAAUAAAGUGCGCUGCAGUGUGGCUUGGGUAAUACAUGUUGAAUGCCAUGUGUAUUUUAUGACUUGUUGUUUCAGAGAUGUGUCCGCUGUGGAAGUUCUGAUGAGUUACCACCAGGGUCUGAAGAGUGAGAUUGAGACCCGGAAUAAAAGGAUUGUGGAUUGUGUGGAGCUUGGAAAAACCUUGGUUCUUAAUAACAGACCAGCAUCAGAUGAAGUUAGUAAUUCUUCAGAGUAUCGUGCUCUCUAUCUUACUUCUUACCACCAUAGUACUCACUACCCAACAUCCCUUCAUCCUACCGACUAGCCAUCAUAAUAUCCAUAAACCCAUCAUAAUACUCACCACCCAACAUCCCUAGAUCCUACUGACUACCCAUCGGAAUAUCCAUAAACCCAUCAUAGUACUCAUUACCCAGCAUCCCUUCAUCCUACUGACUACCCAUCGGAAUAUCCAUAAACCCAUCAUAGUACUCACUACCCAACAUCCCCUCAUCCUACUGACUACCCAUCGUAAUAUCCACAAACCCAUCAUAGUACUCACUACCCAACAUCCCUAAAUCCUACUGACUACCCAUCGUAAUAUCCAUAAACCCAUCAUAGUACUCACUACCCAACAUCCCUUCAUCCUACCAACUACCCAUCGUAAUAUCCAUAAACCCAUCAUAGUACUCACUGCCCAAAUCCCUUUAUCCUACUGACUACCCAUCGUAAUAUCCAUAAACCCAUCAUAGUACUCACUGCCCAAAUCCCUUCAUCCUACUGACUACCGAUCAUAAUAUCCAUAAACCCAUCAUAGUACUCACUACCCAACAUCCCUUCAUCCUACUGACUACCCAUCGGAAUAUCCAUAAACCCAUCAUAGUACUCACUACCCAUAUCCCUUCAUCCUACUGACUACCCAUCAUAGUACUCACUACCCAACAUCCCUUCAUCCUAUGUAAGGACUGACAGAGGGGUGAGGUGUGAGGGGAGCAACUGGAAAGGAACAUCAGUAUGGCGGAAGCAUUAAUUAUAGACUGUAGCGGGGUAAUGCUGCUUCUGGGAAGACCAGACCAGACCAGACCAGUAUAAAGACAAAAUAGAAGGGGUUGCGAUAAUCCAUGAGAGAGAUUACUAGAGCAUGGACAAGCUCCUUAGUAGUAUCUUGUGUAAGAAAGGGGUUGAUGUGGGCGAUGGUUUUUAAGGUGCAAUCGGCAGGAUUUGACAACAUACUGAAUGUGAGGCCAGAAUCAAAAAUAACACCAAGACAAUGUGCUUGUAAGGAUGGGCUGAUGUGGGUACCACCAACUUAAAGGGAGAGCAAGAGAGAGGAUCAAUAUUAAGAGGAAAGAAGUUCAGUUUUAGAGAGAGAUUGAGUUUCAGAAAGCGGGAGGACAUCCAAUCAGACAUGGAAGAAAGGCAAGUGGUGACACGUUGCAGAAUGGCAGGGGAAAGGUCCAAGGAGAAGGGAUAUAUCUGGGUGUCUUCUGCAUGCAGGUGGUAGUGGAAUCUAAAUUAGGUAAUACGUUUUGAAAGAGAGGCAGUAUAAAGACAAAAUAGAAGGGGACCAAGGACAGAGCCUUGGGGGACUCCGACCGAGACAGGAUGAGGGUAGGACAUAUCAUUAGUAAAAGAGACACUGAGUGAGCAUUGGGAGAGAUAGGAGGAAAACCACGAGAGGACAGAGUCACAGAGACUGAGUGAUUGAAGAGUUUAAAGAAGGAGAACAUGAUCAACGGUGUGAAAGGCAGCUUUAAUAGGAGUGGAGGGGGCAGAAGCCAGACUGAAGAGGGUUAAGGAGAGAGUUGGAAUUAAGGAAGUGAGCCAGACGGGUAAAGACAAGGUCUUUCCAGAAGCUUUGAGGAAAAAGGGAGCAGGGAUAUGGGAUGAUAGUUAGAGGGGGAGGACGGGUCAAGAGAUGUUUUUUUUUUUCAGGAUAGGUACUACAGUGGCAUGUUUAAGGUCAGCAGGGACAACUCCAGAAGAGAGAGAGCAGUUGAAGAUGUGUGUUAAGGAAGGAGCAAGACAGGGGGAGAGAGAUCUGAUGAGGUGAGAUGGGACAGGGUCGAGCAGGCAAGUGGUGGGGCAAGAGGAAAGGAGAAGCGCAGCCACCUCUUGUUCAGUAGCCAGAGAGAAAGUCUGAAGGGUAGGAAAGGCAUGAUCUACGUGUGGUUGAGAAAGAGAAAGGCAAGGUGGAGAGAAUUCUUUCCUUAGCUGUUCAAUCUUGUCGGUAAAGUAGCAUCCAAAGCUAUCGGCUGUAAGGUUAGUUUGGGGGGUCGCCACAGGAGGGCAAAGAAGAGAUUUAAAGGAGUCAAAGAGACGCCUGGGAUUGCGGGAGCAUGAACUAAUGAGAGAGAACAAGUAUGACUGUUUGGCGAGGGCAGGGGCUGCGCUGUAUGAACACAAUAUGAAUCUAUAAUGGAGAAAGUCCGACUGGGUGAGAGUCAGUUCUUCCAGGAGCGUUCAGCAUAACGGGAGCAUCUUUGCAGGUAGCAUGUUGAUUUAGUAUGCCACGGUUAGGGGCGUGUCCUCCUCGAGGUGCAUGUUUGGAGCGUGGUGGCAUCGUUCAGUGCAGAGGUGAGGGUAGUGUUAUAUGCGGAGAUGGCCAGUGAGGGACAGGAGAGGGAAGGGAUGGAUUAAAAUUGUGAGUCAAAAUCACCUGACAGCUGCUGGAGGUUAAUAUUCUUAUUAUUGCCAUUUAUAUAGCGCCAACAGAUUCCGUAGCGCUUUACAAUAUUAUGAGAGGGGGAAUUUAACUAUAAAUAGGACAAUUACAAGAAAACUUACAGAAACAAUAGAUUGAAGAGGACCCUGCUCAAGCGAGCUUACAGUCUGUAGUAGGUAGGGUGUAAAACACAACAGGACCGGAAUAGAAUUAAGAUUCCUCCUGAGUUAAGGGGGGUUAGGCUGAAGUUGUUGGGUGAGGGGCUAUUGAGUGCAAAUAAUAAGAGAUGAUGAUCUGAGAGAGGAAAUUGAGUGUUCUGGAGAUUAGAGACUGUACAUUCAUGAGAGAAAAUAAGAUCUAAAGUAUUGCCCGCUACAUUGGUGGGGGAAUUAGCCUACUGCGAUAGCCCAAGGGAGGAGGUAAUAGGAAGUAGUUUUGAGGUUACUGAGGUCAAGUGUAGGUUAAUGGGAAUGUUCAAGUCCCAGAGAAUUAGGGAUGCAAUAUUAGGGCAGAAGAAGUAGGGUAGCCAGGCAGCAAAGUGGUCAAGGAAGAGAAGAGGGGAGCCACGGGGGCGAUAAAUAACAGCAAUGUUAACAGAGAUGGGUUUAAAAUGACAAAUUUAAUGAAUCUCAAAUCAGGAGAAAGAGUGGGAAGGAGGGGUGGGUAGAGGUUUGAAGGAGCAGUGAGGUGAGAGCAGAAACUCUACACCACCACUUUGACAUUCAGAGUGUCUUGGGUUGUAGGAAAAUUGAAGACCACCAAAGGAUAAAGAGGCAGAGGUAGCACUGUCAGAAGGGGAGAGCCAAGUUUCUGUUAAUGCUAGUAAGUGUAGGAAACCCAUCAUCUCACUCGUUAUCCCAUCAAUUCACUCUUCACCCAUCACUCCAUGAGCUCACUAAUUACCCAGAAUCCCAUUAGAUCGGUAUCCAUCAUAGUAAUGCCAGAUUCACCUGUUACUGUGAAUGUUUCAACGACCCUCAUCUCAGUGAAUAGCAGGGCAUUCCCUCCCUUACGGUAGCUCAGACACCAUGUUGUUUAUCUCUUUAGAUCAAGCAGAGCCUGGACCGACUGAUGGCAAAGAAGAAGGAGCUGCUGGAAAAAUGGGACCAGCACUGGGAAUGGCUGCAGCAGAGUACGUAUCAGGACAAAACCAAAAAUGCAGACAAACAGAACGGAGUGGGCGGACCUCAUGCCAUGUAACGAGGGUCUAAUUAGGGUCGCCAUGGAAACCCGUGCAGCUCCCACACAGUGCUUCCAGGUGUCCCCCUAAUGAAUGCGGGGGAAGCACUGGAGGAGAGUUUGUACCAAAAACGUUAACUGCUUCAGCUGAAUAUUAGUAUGUGUAUCAGGAGCUGAGAGGGUUUCUAACUCCAGAUCAUACAACUAACUUUUAUUUAAUAACUUAAUAAAAACAAACUCAUGAUGCUGUGGUUGGACUGUGACCAUGUUUUCAGGAUUACUAAUCUGUAUUGCAGAUUUUAAAAACACUAUAAGCAUUACAACAACGUUAUUUUAGUGAAGCAGUUAUGGUGUAUAGAUCAUGCCCUGCAGCCUCCGCCAUUUACAGUUAAAUCACGUUUGUUUCAGUUUGAACAGCCCUAAACACACCUGCCCUGGCUGUGACUGACAUAGGCUGCAUGAAAACAAAAUGGUUUCACUUUCAAUCAGACAUUAAGUUGCUUUAGAAGGUUUUAUCGCGUGCUCUGAACUUUAAUCACAUAACGUAGACUUCUGCAGGGUCCGUGAGGCUAAUUACAGUACAGGAGAUACGAAAUUCUAGAUUAAACAUAAUGUACAAUACAGCAAGUGUUCCAGGAAGUGUUUAGAAAGGCUGUGCAAGUCACAUGCAAGGAGGUGUGCCUAGGGCUGUAUAAACAAAGCGUUUAACUCCUAAAUGGCAGCAAAUUGAGCAGUGAGACCACAGAGGCAUAAUCUAUACACCAAAAUGGCUCAAUUAUGCCAAAGUUGUUUUGGUGCCUAUAAUGUCCAUUUAACCCCGUAAGGACCAUAUCAUAACAGUCUAUGCUGUUGUGCAGGGCUUUAACACCCUGUGACGGCAUAGACCGCUAUGGAGUAAAGGUACCAGCAGGUGUUAAAUCCCUGCAGGUACCAAGGAAUCCUAGGUAUCUUUUGAUACACGAGAGACCCCUCUGUUAGUAGCCCCAGACUGAAAAAAGCAAUGUGCAGCAUUCAAUGUGAGCACGGUACAUAGCGCUUUAAAUGGAUCUAAAUACCACAGCCGCAGUAAUUUAAAUGUAGCCAAAUACAUUUAGUGUCCCCCCAGCCUGGCACAGUGUCCUCUGUUAUAAGGGAAAUCCACAGGGUUUAAAAGACCCUGGGGAAGGUGUCGCUGCAUGCUCCUUAGCCCAGUAAUCGAUGCUGAGCUCUACCAGCUGUCCAGCACUGAUCUCUGUGUGAGAAGCUGCAGCAUUAGAGUGAGUCUCUCCUGUCAUGCUGCAAUCACACUGUGCAGAGCGCUCACAGAGCACCCUGGCUUUCCCACUUCACACACCAUCUUCUCCUUCCACACAGUGCUGGAAGUCCAUCAGUUUGCCCAGGAAGCUGGAGUGGCGGAAGCAUGGUUGACAGCCCAGGAGCCCAUUGUGAAGAGCCCAGAGCUGGGUAAUAGUGUUGAUGAAGUAGAGCAGCUCAUCCGACGACACGAAGCCUUCAGGAAAACAGCUGCAGCCUGGGAAGAGAGGUUUAGCUCCCUACGGCGUCUGACCACGGUAAGAAAUAUCACACCUUUAACAAAACUCACUGUUACUCUCAUCGAACACAUCGAAGACUAAACACCUACACUUCCUCUGUGUUGGCAGCUAGAAAAGCUUAAAGCAGAACAGAACAAGCAGCCACCAACCCCCCUCCUUGGCCGAAAGGUCUUCCCUGAUACAACAGACUUUUCCACCCGUCCAUCACCCCUGGCCCGUCAGACCAUCCAUGAGAAUUCGGAGCCGAAACCGGAUCAAAAAGAGACACUUUCGGUUCCUAAUGGAACUCAAAUGGAAGCCCACAGGACUCGAGCAGGAGAGUCCAGAGUGGGAUAUGUACGGCAAGAGGUGAAGCCUGAACGUCUGCAGCCAAAGAUAGACCACUUGGAGUCCAAGGUGCCAGACAGGUCAGGUUCUACCCAGGAAGGACACAGAGCAGAUAAGUCCGAAAUAAAGGUGGCACAAGGUAUGGCGACAUUGACUGUUGAGAAAGCUGAAGGCAAAGCAAGCCGGCACCCAGAGAGGAGAAGAGAUCGACACGAGAGACGACUGGAACGACAGGAGUCCAGCGAACAAGAAACCCCGAAACAAGAGCCGCCAGAAAGGAGACGAGAUAGGCAUGACAAGAGACUAGAAAGGCAAGGGUCUAGUGAGCAAGAAACCCCGAAACAAGAGCAGCCAGAGCGGAGGAGAGAGCGGCAUGAGAGGAAGACAGAGAAACAAGAAUCCAUUGAAAAAGACAUUCAAAGGAUUGAGCCUGAGAAACCUGCAGGGUAAGUAUGAAACUGGUACACAGAGAUGAAAGGUACGUGUCCUGAUGUCUGUGUAUUAGGAGGGGGUGAGAGGUAGGUGUCCUGAUGUCUGUGUAUUAGGAGGAGGUGAGAGGUAGGUGUCUUGAUUUCUGUGUAUUAGGAGGAGGUGAGAGGUAGGUGUCUUGAUGUCUGUGUAUUAGGAGGAGGGGAGAGGUAGGUGUCCUGAUGUCUGUGUAUUAGGAGGAGGGGAGAGGUAGGUGUCCUGAUGUCUGUGUAUUAGGAGGAGGUGAGAGGUAGGUGUCCUGAUGUCUGUGUAUUAGGAGGAGGGGAGAGGUAGGUGUCCUGAUGUCUGUGUAUUAGGAGGAGGGGAGAGGUAGGUGUCCUGAUGUCUGUGUAUUAGGAGGAGGGGAGAGGUAGGUGUCCUGAUGUCUGUGUAUUAGGAGGAGGGGAGAGGUAGGUGUCCUGAUGUCUGUGUAUUAGGAGGAGGUGAGAGGUAGGUGUCCUGAUGUCUGUGUAUUAGGAGGGGGUGAGAGGUAGGUGUCCUGAUGUCUGUGUAUUAGGAGGGGGUGAGAGGUAGGUGUCCUGAUGUCUGUGUAUUAGGAGGAGGUGAGAGGUAGGUGUCCUGAUGUCUGUGUAUUAGGAGGAGGUGAGAGGUAGGUGUCCUGAUGUCUGUUUAUUAGUGAGAGGUAGGUGUCCUGGUGUCUGUGUAUUAGGAGGAGGUGAGAGGUAGGUGUCCUGAUGUCUGUGUAUUAGGAGGAGGUGAGAGGUAGGUGUCCUGAUGUCUGUGUAUUAGGAGAAGGUGAGAGGUAGGUGUCCUGAUGUAUGUGUAUUAGGAGGAGGUGAGAGGUAGGUGUCCUGAUGUCUGUGUAUUAGGAGGAGGUGAGAGGUAGGUGUCCUGAUGUCUGUGUAUUAGGAGGAGGUGAGAGGUACAUGUCCUGAUGUCUGUGUAUUAGGAGGAGGUGGAGAGGUAGGUGUCCUGAUGUCUGUGUAUUAGGAGGAGGGGAGAGGUAGGUGUCCUGAUGUCUGUGUGAGGUGAGAGGUAGGUGUCCUGAUGUCUGUGUAUUAGGAGGAGGUGAGAGGUAGGUGUCCUGAUGUCUGUGUAUUAGGAGGAGGGGAGAGGUGGGUGUCCUGAUGUCUGUGUAUUAGAGAAGGUGAGAGGUAGGUGUCCUGAUGUCUGUGUAGGCCUGAUGUCUGUGUAUUAGGAGGAGAUGAGAGGUAGGUGUCCUGAUGUCUGUGUAUUAGGAGGUGAGAGGUAGGUGUCCUGAUGUCUGUGUGUAUUAGGUGAGAGGUAGGUGUCCUGAUGUCUGUGUAUUAAGGGGAGGUGAGAGGUACGUGUCCUUAUGUCUGUGUAUUAGUAGGAGGUGAGAGGUAGGUGUCCUGAUGUCUGUGUAUUAGGAGGAGGUAAGAGGUAGGUGUCCUGAUGUCUUUGUAUUAGGAGGAGGUGAGAGGUACGUGUCCUGAUGUCUGUGUAUUAGGAGGAGGUGAGAGGUAGGUGUCCUGAAGUCUGUGUAUUAGGAGGAGGUGAGAGGUACGUGUCCUGAUGUCUGUGUAUUAGGAGGGGUUGAGAGGUAGGUGUCCUGAUUUCUGUGUAUUAGGAGGGGUUGAGAGGUAGGUGUCCUGAUGUCUGUGUAUUAGGAGGAGGUGAGAGGUAGGUGUCCUGAUGUCUGUGUAUUAGGAGGGGUUGAGAGGUAGGUUUCCUGAUUUCUGUGUAUUAGGAGGGGUUGAGAGGUACGUGUCCUGAUAUUUCAGCAAUUGUUCUCUAGGAAGGCGACUCUGGCAGAUAUCGUGGAGCAGUUGCAGGAGAAAGAAGCUGCACAGAACACCACUGAGGUAAGUCACGAGUUAAAUUGUUGAAGACAUGGGGGCAGUUGUUUCCCUGGGAGCAUGGAAGGACUAGCCUGGUGGUUGUGGGCUGCAGUCUCAUUCUCUGCUCCUGAGGAUGGAUUUUGUCGGAGGUGUGUUGGGAUGUCUGUUGGCACAGUCCUGCAGGAGUGAGGCAGCAGACAGGGAUUGUGCAGGGUGUUUGCUGAGCCGGCACCGAUUGGGUUUGUAUUGAGCUCACGGUCUGUGCACUCAAUGCCUGGACUGCAUGAUCUGAGACUGACCACGUUGCCAGAUACAAUGACUUUAUGAUGUCUCUAGCAGUGUGACACUGACUGCAGGGUUAGAGGAGACAGUGAUCAUUAAAUUCAUAUCACACAUAGAGUAUCACUGAUCGCAAUAGAAUAACUAGACAGGGAGUCUGUGAAUGACCCUUCGUACGGUGUGGACACACUGAUGGAGGCUGCAGGGAUAUAUGAUAGAACACCUUGUAGCUGUCACGUCCAUGUAACUGUCUGAGAUCUGUGACUGGAAUGAUAGAAAGUCAUUGGUUUGCCCUCAGGGCAGGUUUUUGUUAUAAUAAUAAAAAUCUAUGACUUUGUGAUGUCACUCAUUGGCUGUGCAGUGGGACAUCAGAGCAAGGAGGCCCUUGAUAGACAGGCUUUCAUAUUGUUUUGUCCUCUAGGGCUGUGAUUGAGUAACAGCAUUACCAUGUGAAAUCAGAGAUCUUUAAAAUACAGAGUCAAAUUCCAGCAGGAAUACCAGGGUCUGCUGAGCCACCAGUUUAAAAUUUCCCCAGCCACCACUGGCUUAUUAAUAUAAUAAAAUAUAGUAAUCACUUGAAAGCCCCUGUGAGCUUGCUUUAAUGAAUUAGAUUGCACUUUAAUCUCCAAGUGGUAAAGCCGCUCUCUUUUUUUGCAGAGUAAAGAGUCUCCUGCUCGCCUACCCAAUGGAGUUGAAAAACUCCCAGAAAGAACGCCAAGACCAGACCGACCAAGAGCCAGAGACAGGCCCAAACCAAGGAGAAGACCUCGUCCAAGAGAUCCAAACCAACCACCAGGGGAGGCACGGCGGUCUCGUUCUGCCCCUGCACAGAGCAGUGCUCCUCCCCCACCACCUCCCACGCACACUGUUCAACAAGAAGGGUAUCUCUUCAGGAAACACGAGCUGGAUGGACCCAGCAAAAAGGCUUCCAAUAGGUGAGUAGGCCCCAAAUAAUGUGCAGUACGUGCUAAGCGAGAGUGGCAUCGAUGUACCAUCACUAAGCAGAAACAUAGAGUUUCUAAUCAGUAAGUAAUACCAGACAGUCACCCAAAUUUACCAUCUUCUACUGACCUCCUUCCUCCCACAGGUCCUGGGUCAACCUUUACUGUGUGCUAAACAAGGGGGACCUUGGGGUUUACAAAGAUGCCAAGAGUCAGAAUUCUGGGGCGACACACGGAGGGGAGCCCCUCCUUAAUCUACAUGGGGCCGACUGUGAAGUGGCUAACGAGUACAAGAAGAAGAAGUUUGUUUUUAAGCUCAGGUGAGUGUUUUCAUGGAUGAAAACAAUAAAUAGUUCAAAUAGGAACAGAAGUAAAAUAAAUAUUUCUUGUUUUACCUGCAGGUCGACAGAUGGAAGAGAGUUUCUUUUUCAAGCAAAAGACGAGGUAAAUUUCGGGCUUGACACUUUCUUGGUUGCAACUUUACAACUGGUUAUUUUCAUUCCCAUCGAGUAUUAACCAAAUGGAAUUCAGAAUCACAUGGAGUGCUACAGUUAUCAUAGCUGCAGCGAUUUGCAAAAUUUACACCAAAACAACUGGUUUUGGAACCAUUGUCCAAUGCUGCUUGAUCACAGAUUGACUAUUGUAUUCAUUUCAGUUUAUCACAGUCGCCAUUGUGUGCGUGGCCCGCCGCCCCCUAUAGAUACUGAGAAUGUGGCCUUGCUAUACCCUGUAUCUGUUUUAGCAAGUUAUUAUAGGAGUUUCACAUUAAUAAAAUUAUAGGAAAAAAAUAUAUAUGACAGAAUGUCACCAUAUGCGAAUUAUCACAUAUUCUGAUUUCAGGCAUUUUGGACACAGUGAUAAACAGCAAAAGGUGUAAUUAAAUCUAAGCCAAUCACUGGCCGCUAAGCUGUGUAUAAAAUAGCAGGAUAGUACUAAGGGAACCGGACAUAGACUGUGAGAACAAAAGGCAAUAAUCGUAUCUACACAUCUUUCCAUGUCCUGCUCUGCAUUCUGGGAUUGCUAUGUGUGGGGCCGAUUGUUCAGUCUGCCUUAUCAUGUUUGUAAAUUACAGCUGAGUAGAUUUGAGAAUAGCUAUUAUUAGGCCAUUUCAGAGUUUACACAUUCUAUUAUACCUGAAUGUCUGCAGAAUAUAGCGACAUUGAUGAUAUUAGCUUAGUAUGUUAUCAUUGACCGGUCAGUACUUACAGCUCAGAGUUACAGGAAAUUAAGUCAUUGGAAUAGCACAAGCUGGCCGGAGAGAAAUCUUCGUCUGUGAUUCUAUCAAAGCAACGUUUUCCGAAGGCAGAAGGCAUUCCUUGAAAGCCUGGGUCACAGACUAUUUAGUGCGAAUAAUAUAAAUGCAUAUUGAAUAAGGUGGUGGAUGUAUGGGAUGGCCACCCAGCAGAGAUGGCACAGUCUAAUAACAUGGCGGGCAUAGCUCAAAGCCUGCACAGAGGAGGAGGAAACAAUCUAGGUUGAAGGCAUUCAGAGUUAUUUACUAAAGGAAUAAUUGUUGGGAAUUCAAAGUUAAUUUUAAAUUCAAGGACAAAGUUUGACUAGGUUGGCCUUGAACUUGAAAUUCACGUUGAAUUCUCAAAAUUCGCCCUUAGCAAAUGGCCCUGUUGGAUCUUUAAAUGGGAAAUAAAUGGGACUAGGAGGUCCAUUGAGUUCCACCCUGCCACCAUGAUUAUAAAGGACCACAAUGACUGAAACACAACUGGGGUGAAUUCAUUAAAUCUGAAUUGCAGAGAAUUUACACAGAAAUUGCAGUUUCUGAAGUUGGAGAAUUUAAGUUUUGCCUACAAUAGGCAAAUUCUAUUUUUUUCUAGAAUAUAUUGUCUGGUUAGAUUGUGCCUCUAAUUUGAAAUGUUACAAUAAAUUCCUCAUAUCCUCUGUAGGAAGAGAUGAAAAACUGGAUUGCAGCCGUAACCACAUCGGUUUCCGAACACAGCGAGAUCUCGAAGUGGAGUCAGACCCUUCUCACUACCUCCUCCACGGAUGAAGGGAAUAUAAAACGCGAGACUGACCGCAGAUCCAGCGCAGGUGGCAAGAAGAAGUGAACCACGAAUAACGUGGACCUUCUACACGCCCUUCCAUCAAUCCUAUGGCCUGUCCCAGACAGGACAUCUUCAGAGAUGGCUUCUGUUUCUACAGGUGGACAGAGGACAACAGGGCCUCUGCCUUCUGCCUUGUUUUUGUCUAUGCAUUACCUGGACAUUGUCCUUCACCCCCUCAAAAGACAUUUUGGGCAUAGCCAUUCCUCUUUCAUCCUUAAACUUCCAUCCCACUACACGUUCACUUGGUUCUCCCAGAGCCCUGUGGGGUAAAAUUGGAUUUAGCUCUCUGUAGGGCUCCAUAAAUCAUGCGUAUCUGCAGCAAGUGGUAUUUAAUAGAACGGGCAGGAUUAAGACCACAGCGUUCGGUGCUGGGUUUGGGAGAGAUUCUCAGGUCUCUAGCAGUUUGUCACAAAGAAAGCUAAAACAAUAUAUUUUCAAAAGUUACGACCUUCGAUGGUUGAAAAAGAGCACAGCUAGUUCUAGAAUGAAAGACUGUCAUUUUUAGAGAGAGAUUUUGCUUUGCCACAGUUAAGCAGUGGUGGGUAAGAUCACCUUUACUUGGUCCACAAGCCAUUUUACUUUGGCUGAUGAAUCAGAGGAACAAUGCUCUAUCAUUGGGUAAACGUGUAACACAGAUACAUAUGCUCAAUCAAUGUACUCUCUGCAAACAUACCUGAUCUCCUCCUCCGUUAGCUGGUCCUAAAUGUCAGAUCCUGUAAGAUUGGUGGAGUGAUAAACGGCUAGCAGUAGCAGUGGACAUGGCGACAUACGUGCCUUUAAAUAUGGCCCCUGAUAAUUGACUAUAGGUCACUAGAGGUGAUAAACUCCCAUUUACAAUGCCGCCAUGUUUGUAAGAGUCCAUUAGGAAUUCCCCUCCCCAUCUCAAACAGAACUGGGAUUUGUUCUAGUUUCUCAUCUUUUAACGUAGACUUGUAGGUUUUUAAUAGAAGAAUUUUAUCAUCCCAGUCAAACUGCCACUAGACAAGUUCAUAACAUUUUUUUUGGUUUGAAGAGACUUGUAAUCUCGGGUAAUUUAAGAAUGAUCUGAAAAGCACAUUAAUUAAAGGGCAUUACAUUGAACUCGCUGUGUUUGUAAAGGACCCCAGUUCCUGCCAGGAGCCCGUGGUACAAGUAGUACUGGUUCCCCUCCCUUCAUGAAGCAUUACCUGCAUGACCUAGGUUAAUUAAGGUUAGACUGUAAGCAGACAGUACUGCAUGGGCAGGGCCAAUACUAAGCCACGCCUAUUAGCACUUAUUGACUUUAUGGAGAAACUACACAGAAUCAGCCCAUGCAGGGAAUGUUCAGAGGUAAAAUAAAGUCUGUACAGGGCCAAAUAGUAAGCCAUGUACGAGGAGGAUACUGAGAAAUGGGGCCACGCAAAAUCUAACCCAAAAAAGGGUAACUGUCCCGAAAUCUUGCUCGCAACACUUGACCUAUUGAUAUGUACUAAACAGUAAUUCUUGACUCUCACGGUACUGGUGUGUAGGGUGCGUUAUGGGGGUACAGGCUCAAACAGUCAGAUUCCCCCCAUUCUGGCACAGUAGUGGUCGCUGCGGAACAUCACAGGACAUGUGCAGACUACUAACACACCUGUGUUUAGGGAUGCAUCUACUUGCACACAGGUGGCCAGCUAUAUUUAUUAUCCUGCGGAUGUUCAAGGUGGAGAUAGACACCUCUUGCACUAUUGCAAAGCAUGAGAUACUUCCGCUAGUGGAGGGAGCAGGUGCCAUGUUAUGUGUAACCGUACCCAUUUCUGGACUACAACUCACAUAAAUCUUUGCCAGAAAAUACAGUGAGUAGCUGGCAAGACUGGGGCCCAAUUUUACCACUCCCUGGCGAACACCCAUCUAAACACAGCAGCCAUAUGCAAAAUAUUCACUAUGCACAGCUUAGCGUGUUCUGUUUCUAUGUUACAUACACAUUAGGCAGUUUGUUUUAAAACACUGCAUUUUUAGUGCUCUCGUUUUAACCCUUUAUCUGCAGGAGUGAGUCCUGGAUCUACUACCUUUUGCAACAAAUGGAUUGUUCAUCUUUAAAUAGGAGUUUCAAAACUCAUUGGGGAUAAAAUAAGCUUCUUCCACCUAAUCACGGAAGACUGUUCUACAUCAGAAAGCCACCAUGCUGUUCAGACUAUGCUCCAAGCAAGAGCAAAGAUUUAAUAUUUUUCCCAGCGUUUUCGAUAUAGACCAGCAUUCUGUACCAAGGCCUAGAAAUGACCGUACACCUUAGUAUAAAUCAGACCUCAUCUGUGUGUUUGGUUAAUGCUGGACCUGAACAUUUAACGCAAAGCAACAAUUUUAUUCUGGAGCUUUAAGUUAAUACUUCGGCAGAAAUUUAUUUUAGUUUUUUUCUCGAUUUGCAGAAUUGUGGCAAAAAUAAUAUGAAUUAAGAAAAAAUAAAAUAAUUCUGCAAGUUUGAUUUCAGAUUUCCCAGAUGUCACUAUUAAGGAUAUAAAAUCUCAUGUUAAGGUCUUUAAAUGUAGAAUUUGUUAUGCUGGCAAGCCUACUCCAUUUGAAACGUGAGAGCUACUGCAACAUGGCCUUAGCACAGUGAGAAUAAUGCGGGGUGUUUGUAAGUACUCUAGGCAGCUUUAAUUCAGACGUUUUAUGGUGGCCGUUGGUGUUGGUUUUAAUUUACACUUAGGCGGCUGAAGGCGAGAACGUCCCACCUUGGAGUAGACAUGAAAACAAGUUUCCUUCAGAUCAGUCAAGUUUGCUUCCUGUACAUCACCCAUUUGUAAUCCUCUCCUAGUGCUAAGGAAAUGAUAAAUGGUUCCUCUCUCGGCUUCCAUAGGUUUGAUUUUAAGGACAGUAAAGUGAAAUUUAAAAAAAAUCAGUAAGCAUACAAUAUCAGUGCCGAACUUUGACCCUCAAGGUUUUGGACUGCAUUCCGUAUAAUCCUCUGAGAAAUGGAGUCCAGUGGUGGAGGCUCAGUUUGGAUGACCCUAGGUUACAGCGGUUUCCUAUCCAGGCUGACACCAUGGACUUUCCAAAAUGAUUUGAGAAAAAUCAAGGCUUUGCAUGCAAUGGGUUAAUAAAAUAAAAAGGGACUUCUGCAUGAGUAGGUCACACCAUCCCACGGGAUAACUGUCCCCUCACUGUAAAUGGUUUUCUACAAAACGGAUACAGAUGUAAUUUUAUUGUAAAGAAUCUUCAGAUAUUAGACAUCGAUAUGUAAACAUAUAUUCCCUUCCAGAGCGCAGUGCAUUUUGGGUAAAUAAAAUAAUGGACCCAGAUGUCUUUAUUAAAUGUCUAGGUUUAUACCUUUGUGGAAAAAUAAAGACAGACAGAUAUUGUACAGUCUGCCAACUUGCUUGUGUCUUUCAUUCAUUCUCUACACCGCUCACCGGUGGCACUUUCCUGUAGUAAAUCAGGAUUGAGUGUUCGUGUAGGGAGGCCGGAGGCUCCUCAUUAGUCACUUUGUGUGCAUUAUCUCUUUUGUAAAUCGGAGACUUUAUUUAGAUGCAUUUCACUUAAUGACCUAAACGUCCAAAAGACAGUAUUAUAAAAUCCAGCCACGUAGAUCAGUCUGUGCAUGUACGGUUUAUAACGCCGUCUCAUCUUUCCUCUGUUCCACCAAGAGAUGGUCAUUUUCUAUGUUAUUAGUCACCGUAUUAUAACCCACUGUUUUUGCUGACCGCCUUAAAGAGGCUCUUGGGUUCUUCAGAAUCCUAAAGCCAGCCCACAGAGCCCUUACUUCCUUCAGCAGAUCCUUCUUAAUGCUCUCACUGACAAAGAUAUUGAUAAAAGGGUCCAAGGCACUGCUGAGGCUCGUAAGGCUGAAACAGAUCCGAUAGGCUGGACGGACUUUGUUCUCUAUGUCGCAGGUGCAGAUAUUCCGAUCGCUGAUGAAGGAACGGAUGAAGAGCACAAUGUGGUAGGGAAGGUAGCAUAUAACAAAGAUGGCUGUCAUAGUCAACAGAAGUCCAAUGAUCUUGCGUUUUUUAUUUAUUUCCAAGCUGGGACUACGGUGAACUACUCGGACUAUGGAACAGUAGGAGACUAUGAGAAGUACCAGGGGAAUAAGAAAUACCACAAAAAUACGAAAAUAGUUAACACGAGCCAUCCAUCUAUCCAUCGGAUACUUUUCGUAGCAAAGCUUGACGUUCUGGCUGGAGUUAAACAGUUCAUCCUUGCCGAGGAAUAUGGCAUGAGAGCCCAGGAUGAUCAACCAAACCGCUAGACAGAUAAACAUUGCACCUCUUAUAGUCCGUAUGGCCACAGCCCGAAAAGGGAAAACAGUAGCUACAAAGCGAUCUACAGCUAUGCAGCUCAGGAACGCUAUGGUGGUGUAGAGGUUAGCGUUGAAAAAGAAGCCAACAAUCUUGCAGGUCAAAGCUCCAAAAAGCCAGUCCUCCUUGGCUGUAUAAGCAAUCCAUACAGGAAGAGUGCAGAUGUACAUGAGAUCAGAGGCGCAGAGAUUGGCCAGGUACACGCCAAGGACAUUGCCGCGUUUGACAUGUUGAGCGAUCACACCAAUGGCCGCCAAGUUGCCAAUCAGACCAACGAUGAAGACGAGGGAGUAAAUAAUUGGGAAGAGGGUAGCUUCAUAUUGGCCACUGUAACCACAGACCGCAUUACACGCCAUGGGGAGGCAAGUAUCUCACGGAUCAGCAGUCAACUGUUAAGCAAGAAAAACAAAACACACAAUCAAUAUAUUAUUUAUACAAGGGGAAAUAUUGCUGAAAAUUAAUGUGUAAGAUUAAUAAAAUGUGCUAUCACGACAAAUACACCAAAUCCUGUCUGUCUACAGAUUAACUUUAUAUCUCACGCAAAGCAGAGCAAGCACGGAUUUCAAUAGUUUAUCAAUUGAC
Messenger RNA from Pelobates cultripes (western spadefoot toad), 72727 nucleotides. NCBI's taxonomy places the organism in Eukaryota, Metazoa, Chordata, Amphibia, Anura, Pelobatidae. The record is from the annotation of a GenBank genome assembly.